Podarcis lilfordi (Lilford's wall lizard) is the source of this 55619-nucleotide messenger RNA. The record is from the annotation of a GenBank genome assembly. Lineage: Eukaryota; Metazoa; Chordata; Lepidosauria; Squamata; Lacertidae.
UCAAGGAAGUAGAUGCACACUCCCAAGAAUGAGCAUAGCUCACAAAGGCAACAGCCACAGAAUGCAGAGUGUCCGUUGGAAAAGGAAAACGGAAAAACGAGUGGGUGUCGGGUAGAAUGGUUGCCUUGAGCUCUUUCAGUUUAUGUAAUCCCAGUGGAGGAGAUGGCUGGGCAGCUGGCACAACGAAGGAGAAACAAGCCUUACUAGGAGGUGAGGUAUUUUACUACAGGCCCCACCUGUUGCUUUAGCCUCUGGACCUAGAGAUAUUACUCCCACACCUGUUUUUCCCCCUUACUUGAGGUGUGUGGUGAACUUUCUGCCCUCCAGAUGUGGCUGAACUACAACUCCCACUGUCCCCAGCCAUUGGUCAUGUUUGCUCGGGUUGAUGGGAGUUGUGGUUCAGCAACAACCCCAGGCGUUUGGCUGAUUUGACAUCUGAUGCCCUUUUAAAUGUACUGUGGGAGUGGGGGGAUUAUUGGUUUGCCAUUGUUAUUUUUAUUAUGCAUUUUGUUGUUGUUUUGCAAUUUUUUUGUCGUGAACCUACGGGUGAAGGGCGGUAUAAAAAUUUAAACAACAUUUGGAGGGACAAAAGGUUCCUGCGCCUGACACUUCAACACUGCUUACUGUUUUGGGGUUUUUUUUGUGUUGGUGGGGGGUUGUUCUUGCUCAUUCUGCUGAAUGGGGCCCUAGACGUUUGCCACAGACGGCACCACUGUCUGAGGUUUUACAAUGAGAUUUAUUUAUUUACAGUGUUUUACAGACACACACACACACACACACACACACACACACCUUUUAGCAGAAAAGACUUUUGGAGCAGCUUACAAAAAUCAGUCCUAAGACAGGCCCUGCUUUCAGACAAUUUAAAAGGAUAUGGCACAUAAGGAAAAGGCAAUGGGAGGGAGGAGGGGAAAGCAAGUUCUAGUGCAAGUUUUUUGGAAGUUGUGGCCAAUGGCUGUGGCAGUUUGGGCAGUUUUGAUAAAGGGCAGCCCCUCCCUUGAAACACUGUUCUGCCCCCACUAGAUCACAUCCAGGAGCAAAGCUGGUGACAAUGUCUAGGUCAGGAGGACACAGCAUCUCCUGCCACGCAGGUCUUCCCUUGGAAAGCAGCGAUAAUCCUCAGAGGAAGGGUGCUUGAUGGAGAUACUCUCCUCCCUUGCCAAUAUCAGUAAUUACUGUUGUGAGCAAUAAAAAGAAACACUUCAAAAAAUUCCCUCCUCUCACAAGAUCCAGGAAAAAAUUGUUUAAGAAAACAGGAUCUGGUGUUUGCAAAUGUUAAAAAAGUGGAUGCUCAGCCCCCAAAGUGUAAAAAUAUGCUAUAAAGAACCCCAACUACUUUGGUGGUUUGUUCACCUCCUAUAUUUGUUCAAAUGUUUAUCUAUUUAUUGGGGCUUCCCCUGGGCAUCAGGUUAGUCACUUUGAGAAUGUGAGGUGCUGGGGUGAGAUGGACCUGUGGCUUGACACGGAGGGUCUUUUCUUAUGAUCUAAUUUUUAAAAUUUCUACCCACACUUUUUGACUGCAAAACUCCCUCCCCCCCCAGCAACAGCUUGCAAUACAUUAAAAAAAUGGACGGUAAGAUAAACAAACAAGCAUAAAACAUAGUCGAUAUCAGAAUGCUAAUACUGGAGCCCAAACUAAAAUGCCAUUCAAGAACCUAAGAAGGCCCAUCUAGUCCAGCAUCCCGUUCUCACUGCCAGUGGAAGCCAAAUAAAUAAAGGAGAUAGGGCAAAACAAUUCAUGUACUGUAGUUGUUCUUUCCAUGCAUAUUAUUUUUCUCCUUGGGAGGCUGAGCGUUCGUCUGAUGUCAAAUUCAGAUUGUGUAGUUAUAGUUGCUUAGAAGGUCUUGUGCAACAAACCCUCAUCCCCAAAAGUCAAAGUGUGGGAACUGUAUGGGAUAAAGCUUGCUCUGAUGCAACAUCGCCAAACCUACACCACCUACCGUAUUUUUCGCUCUAUAAGACGCACCAGACCACAAGACGCACCUAGUUUUUGGAGGAGGAAAACAAGAAAAAAAUAUUCUGAAUCUCAGAAGCCAGAACAGCAAGAGGGAUCGCUGUGCAGUGAAAGCAGCAAUCCCUCUUGCUGUUCCGGCUUCUGGGAUAGCUGCGCAGCCUGCAUUCGCUCCAUAAGACGCACACACAUUUCCCCUUACUUUUUAGGAGGGAAAAAGUGAGUCUUACAGAGCAAAAAAUACGGUAAUCUCCAUGCAAACAAAUCAGCAUGACUGCUCAAUACGCAGGUAGCCUGGAAGUGUCACUGGUGCUGAUACUCAAUAGGCUCCACUCUGUGCCCUUGUAGCAAGCUUUGAGACAACCCAACCUCCAAAGGAGGCACGGAGCAAGGCCUCUAAUGGCAAACGUACCUGGUUGGCAGAGUUGCCUUUCAGGGCCUGCUAACUUUUUUCGACCAGGAGGCACAUCUGUAAUUCCAAGAAAGUGCUGUUGGUGCAUUGCAAAAUGGCUGUCAUGGGGUGGGUGGGUGUUACGUAGCACAAAAUGGCUGCUGCGGGCAUGGGGGCACAAGUGCGAAAUGGCUGUCACAUCGGAAAGGGCAUGAAAAGAGGCACUAGCGCAAAAUGGUGCCAGCAUGCCUCUGCAUAAAUGGGGGGGGGGACCGUAUCACCCGCAAGGGCCCUGCCUCAGAGAGAUGCUCUUUGUGUCUUUCCUCUGGGCCCAUCUUAGGCAGUCAUAUUCAAAAAGUGCAAUGGCUGCACAAGCUGUUUCUGUGUGUAUAUGACGUACUGGCUCCAUGUUUGAGGAGACCCUCUGGGCAAAGUGCUCUGGUGGACCCCCCCUCUUUUGUUAAUAGGCUCUGGCACGCUUAGCUGAUAGCACCAUGUUGCAAGUCUAGGGGCAUUGUAGGAAACUUAAAUAGGCCUAGUUGCCUUGGCCUGCUUGGAGUUACUAGGCCACAAAAUUAUUUUAAGGGGGGAGUCCAGAGCAGAUAUCAGCAACCCAAGGAAGCAGGUGCCAGUCUGUAUAUGCAUGUGCCUGUGUAUGUAGCGGAGGAGCUCUAUUUGUUCCGAAACAAAAUUGUGCCAUUUGAAUGCUGGGGAAUUCACUUCCCCUACAAUGACCUCAAAGACAAUGUCUGGGCAGCUCUCCCACGAAUGAGUACUGUACAUUUAUUGCACAUUUUAAAAUUCCAUCAUUUGGAAAGGCCCUGCUUUUGUCUGCCACCAUGAAAUGAGUCAGGAGGCUUGUGUGUGUCUUGGAAAGGGUGCUUGUUUUGAAUAGCGCACCAAAAAUGUUUAACUAUUCCUAGGAGUACAUAACUGCUUGGCAAGGGAAGGACACCAGUAGCUGAUCCAGUGCAUACCGCAAAGUGCAUGGCUGCAUGCUGAAAGUGCAGUGAUGUCAUAUAAACAAUGGCUAGAGGAAGUAGGUUCGGAUGUGGGUUCCGGUUCCAUUUAAGACAUCAUCUUCACAUAAGGAGAGGCCGUUGUCGGAUAAUGACAGCUUAAAGAAGCAAUACAAUUGUCUAGCAAAGAAUGUUUACAUUCCUUUUGAGACUAAAAAAAAAAAGAGGAAAAUGUAGCAUCUUAAGUUUGAUUUGGAAUGGCUGAUCCUUAAUGCUGAAAAUGUUGUAUUUGUGGACUUAUUUAUAUACUGCCAUGAAUUUGCGAAUUCAUGGCACUAUAUUACAGGCCUCUGCUUCUAGGAGUCUACAAUUAAAGUUCACAACUGAGGAAGAGGGAAAUGGGGAAGGGGCAACGCUCAGCGGACGAACAUCAGUGAUCAGUCCCUGGCAUCUCCAGGUACCAGGGCUGGGAGAGACCCUUGCCUGAUGUUCUGCAAAGCCUCUACCUGUCAGUAGUAGUCAGGGGUAGUCAAUGUGGUGCCCUCCAGAUGCUGGGACUAGGGCUUCCAUCACCCUUGAUCAUUAAUCAUGCUGUUGUAGCCUAAUGAGUUUUUCAUUUACAACAUCUGGAGGGCACCAUGUUGGAGGGCACAGCUGGUAGAGCAUAAGUCUCUUAAUCGCAGGGUUGUGGGUUCGAGCCCAACGUUGGGCAAAAGAUUCCUGGAUUGCAGGGGGUUGGGCAAGAUGACCUUGGUGGUCCUUUCCAGUUCUACGAUUCUGUGAUUCUAUGAAGGGCAGUGGUUUCACUGUGUAAGGCAGCUUCCUAAAAGGAGGGGUUCACUGGUGAAAGAGGCAUUUAUUUCACUUAGUUACAGUGGGUUAUGGAGACUAAGGAAUUAAUGUGUCACCCACACCCACCUCAUUCCCGGCAGUGGAGGGUGGCUAAUUGCUGGUGUCAAACCAUUCCUGGAGACUCAGUUUCUGUGGAAUAAAGGGCAAGGAGUUGCUUCUGCUUUGAAACCUGGUCUUCUAACUACCGUAUAACUAAAUCUGAGAUCUCGUUGAUGCAUUUUUAAUGUUAAGCAUUAACUAUCCAGAAACAAUAGUUUUACACCUUGCGCAGGCACAUACUCUCUGUCUUCCUCUCAGUCUUGCAGCAGCCUCCAUAAUUGGGCAACUAUCCAAAGCAUAAGAUUUAUUUAUUUUUUAAAAAUGGAUUCUUCUCCCGAGCUGCGCAGCAAAGGCAGCCUGGAAUUCUGAUUCCACCGAAGGAAGACAGGCGCUGCCGUCCCAGUGAUUCGCUCAAGGUCAACGCGACUCCCCAGGCCUGCCUGAUCAUUUCCCCCGCCCGCAACGUUUUGGGAGCGGAAGAACCCAGGAGUCCGGGCUGCCAGCCCCGGUCCGCUAGACCCCUAACUUUCUCUGGCCCUGGGCAGGAACCCAGCUUCCCAGAUCCACUUCCUGAUCCAGAAACGAACCCCACGAGAACCCAGCCUGCUUUGCCAGCCUAACUAGGCCGCUCCCCCCCCCCCCUUUAUUGGGGUGCGUGCGCGGAAUAGAGCGGACCCAGGAGUCCCGGCUCGGCUCCCCGCACCCCCCGCCUCCUCUCUGCUCUGGCCCCUCCCUCUCCGGCUUGCCUUCGCUGCCGCGCUGCGCGGGGCUGGAGCCGCCGGGGGUGCGCGCAACGAAAGGGGCGGCCGCCGCCGCCGAGGAAGGAGGAGGGCGGGGAGGGACGGAGGGAGCGCGGGGCCUGCCUCUCCUUCCUCUUCCUCUGCGCGGCACCAGGGCCGCCGGCCGGGACCAGCGCUCGCCUCUCCAUCCCGGCCGGGCGGGGAGGGGGGAGCCGCCCGCCCCGCCGGCCGCCUUGGGCUAUGUUCGAGUAAGGAAAGCGCGGCGCGGGGGGACCGGGGUGCAUGGCCGGCGGGCGGGAGGGAUCGGCGGCGAGCGAUGCCGGCCGCGUCGGGAGCGGGAAGGAGAGCCAGGAUCGCGCCGAGGGAGGACGGCUCUUGGCUGCAAGCAGGGGGCGGGGAGGUGGGGGGGAUCGGGGCUGCGGGGAUCUCUCAAGCCGGGCUGGGAAAGCAGGCGACCGUCUCCUCCUCCUCCGGGCUUGUGCCCGCUCUCCCAGCGCUUCGGAAGCCGGACUGGCCACUUGUCAGCUGAGAGGCGGAGAAGGAUGGAUGGAGGCAGAGGGAUGGACACAAAGGAGCUGCCGGGAAAGAGGGAGAGGGCGGGUGGCAAUGGAGGGUUGUGUUUGCGUGGGACCCGGGAAACGGGUUUCUUUCUCCCUCUGUCUCUCUCUUCGCGGAGGUGCAGAUCUUCCAAAACACCCGGCGAGGCGGAGGAGCAAAACCCUCGGCUCCUCUGCCUUAAUCUCCGGAAGGCGGUGGGGGAGAGGGGUGCGCGCGCGUGCGUGCGUUUGCAACCUCUUUUUGGAAAGUCUUGUAGGAUGGGGGGGCGAGGGGAGGUUUCAGAUCGGUCAGCCCCCCCCCCCCCGCUGCACUCCGAUUUCUCCCACCCACUCCCUUUGCUACAGGUGCGUGUUUAUCAGCGUCUAGUUCUCUCACGGUGUGACAUCAGUCUGUGUUCAGCAGUGGUAGCAGCGUGGUCUUUGUAGCGCCAUCGUCGGGGAAGCCUUUGUUCCGCGUGUCCCUCCACGCAUUUACGUGUGCUUGUGUGUGCAUAUGGAUGCAACGAGGAGGGGGCUUGAGAUCCCAUCCCCCACUGCAAAAACUGAUAUUCUCCAUCGCAAUACUGGAAAGUGUAAGGGUGCAGGGAGAGUGUCGCCCGUUGUUCUCCCCUUCAUCUCCUUGGGGAAGGGGUCGAUGAAGGCGAGACUUGGAUUGACAGCUGUGCGGAAGGGUAAUGGGCAGCAGUAGCUCUUGGCCCAUCUGGGAGUUAGAACAUAAUUCUCUGGCCUCUGCUGACUUCUUGGGCUUGCGUGUUUGUGUAUAAACGAAUAAUAAUAAUGCCUGUGCUAGCAGACACACACACACACAUGUGCCUUGUGAUUAAAUGGGGGAAAGUUGGAACCAGGAUCUCCUGUGAUUCCUUCUUUACUCUGGGGAGGUAUUUGUCAGUGGCUUUUUAGUAAAAGGAACAGGCUUGUGUGAGGUUCUUCAUGAUUGGGCUUUUAAGCUAAGGAUCUUUUAAUUUCAAUAUACUUUUUUUGGAGUACAGGAAAGUAAAGGGAAUCCCUUGAGGUGUGUGUGUGUGUCUGUGUUUUCUUCAAGCUUCUAAUUUAAGUGCUUGUGGUUAAAGCGGUUUUACAAAUUGGUUUUACAAAGUUCUGAUUUUAUUACUUCAAUAUUUUAAAGGCCAGUCUUAGGAUAUUGAGAAUAUGGAGAUUAUAGGACUAGGGGGUAAGAAAGUAAUAAAAUAUUACAUUUGGCCCUAAUACAAGUUUUUCAACUCAUGCUGGAGUAACCAACAUGGUGCUAUCCAGAUAUUUCUGGAUUGCAACUCCCACAAGCCCUGCCCAUUGGCAUAUGGAGACCACCAUGGUGGUUAUAGGUUAGAGUCUUCUGAUGAUCCAGACCACUGAGUGUCACAAGCAGAAAACAGGAUUCCUGAUGACCAGGUAGUAACAGGUUACUUAAGUAAGUGAGCCAAGUUUCGUACAUCAGCCCUAUAAACAAAUGCGGUAUAUAGCCAAAUGGAUCUGGAAGAAAGUGUUUUUAAAAAAAUACACACUAAUAAAUAGAUUAGAUCCUGAACAUAAAGGCAAACCUAUCGAUUGAGGUUCAUUUCACCCAUCACAGGAAAAAACAAGUCUCUUCAUUUCUAGUGUGGAUAAAUAAUAUACUUUCUGUACCAUCUGAAGGUCAUUUGGAUGCCUGAAAACACACAGAACAUGAACUCCUGGUAGUCAAAAGACAUUCACAUUACAGGAAGGUCACAGUUGCCCCAUGGAUCUCAUUGACAUUAGCGAGUUAUCAGGGAGGCUCCAGAUGAAAACUUCUGAAGUAUCUUUCCUUACUUGAACCAUGGGUUAAAACCACAGGGUUUAGCCCUGAAUUCCUCCGCAGCUAUACAGUUAGGUGUCUUUUACACAUUCUCACAGCCCCGUGAAAACUAUUUAUGAGCAGCUCCUGUGCAGCCACUCGGGCAGUCAGCUAAUCACGCAGAUCUUUCGCACAGAAUCAGAAGUGCUCCCUUCCUGGUGCAGUUCUAAUUCCAUAGAAAAGACUUAACAUCAGGGAUGGAGAAGUUGUGGCCCUAGGCAUGUUGCUGGACUCCAAAUCCCAUCACCCUUGACAAAUGGUCUCUCUGGCCAGGGCUGAUGAGAAUUUGAAUCCAACAACGAAGGAGGGCCGCACAGGUCCCCCCCCCCCCCCGACCUCUACAAUCAGGCCUCUCAGCCACGUCACUGGGUUAUUUAUGCAUUCUCAGUGCAUGGGAGCUGCUGGCGGUUGCAACGCCUUCAGGAGGCCAGGAAAACAUAAAAAGGCAUGUCAGGGCAAGGCUGACCCCAACCCACCUCCCCCAGGACAUUUGGCUACCCAAGCAACUCCACAGCAGCUUGGGUAAAGUGGGCCUCAGGAUGCCUUCCUUGUAUGUGUGUGGCUCCACCAUCCUUUCGCAAGUGACCUUCGGGUGUGUCUUUUGGAUCACGUGCGGCCAGCACCUCCGAAAACCUUGUUACCCUAAUCAGCUGCUUGAGUUGCUUGUGCAAUUUUGAUCAGCCGCAGUCUACACUGAGGGUGUUUCGAAAACACCCUGAAGUGUGGAGAAUCCCUGUGACAAAAGCUUGAGCCCUUGGAGGGGGGGGCACAGCCGCCCCUGUGCCUUCCUAUUCUGGAGCUGAGGAGCCCAGGCAAUGGAAGUGGCUCACAGGAAACUCUUGUCUCUUCCCUCCUUCUCCCCACAAUGCCUGACUUCUGGGGCAUCAUCCUGCCAAUCUGGCAGAAUUCUGGCUACAAAUGUGGUUCCUGCCUUGGCACAGGGCUCUCUGAUCUGAAUCUUCAGCCUCCCACCACCUGCGGGGAUGAACUGUCGCUCUCUGUCUGUCGACCCUUUCCCUGUCAGCCCUGCGGUUCCUGUGACAGCCGCCCCCAUCUGCUGAAGGCCUGACCUCUUCCUCCCUCUGGACACCGGGGUCUGCGUGGCACGUGGAUGGGAGGCAAGGCGAGGGAACUAGGUUGCUCAAUGCCAUGCCAAGGUCGGCCCCAGAGAGAGCAUUAGCAUUUCAUUAGAGCGUAUGCUGUGGCCACACAGAGCAUGGGAGAACAAGGAGCAUGACAUGCACAGUCCCCUCUUGUGCUUUAUGAAUAGGGAAACAGUGCAUACAAAAUCUGGGGCCAGCCAUGAGAGGUUUUAAGAGGGGCUGAUCUGGAGGCUUGACUAAUUUUGGAGGGUGUUAAUGACAGGUUGGGGUGACCUCUGUCAAGGAUGAAGUAGGAAGAAUUAUUUCCACAAGCCUCAAAGAUCUGUAGUGUUAAUUCUUUACAGGCCUAGGAUCCACUCGCUUUAAGUAUUUUGCAACAUAGGGCCUAUUUAUUAUUUCUCAUCCAUUUACGUUUCUCUGUUUCUCUCUUCUUUCCCACUUUCUCGUGGCACAAAGCUGGGUACAGUUAUUGUUGCUGUGGAUGUUAUUUAAUUUACAUACAGCUUAAUGGCAAACUAGGCAUCUAAGGCAUUUAUGAGUAAAAAAAACCCAUGACAGAAACAUUAAACAUUCCUAAUUAAAACAUGCAACCAAGCUAUCCCAUUUAAAAAAACAUUGCAGUUAAAUUGGGUGGGCCCUUCCUAGCAAGUAUGGAUGGCAUCUGUCUAUCUCGGGAGACAAUGGACGGGUGUGCCUUUGGAGGUGAAGUCAAACCAUCGGAGAGUUACACCACCUGCUGUGGCUAUAGAGACGGAUACGGAAGAGACAUGUUUUGUUGCAGUGGGGGCAGAUGAAGGUGUUUGGCUGCAAGUAUACAUGCAGCAGUAGGCAGCAGCUGCAGUGCCACAAUCAGUGGGUAGCUGUGAGCUGUCCACCAUUUUUUUAGUGUCAGCAUUGGUAGGCCCUCUGGGGCUCUAGGCUAAGGUUGCCAGAUGUUGCGAUUGGCCUGUCGAGGCAUAUCUGUGCUGCAGUCACAACAGUCUGUCUCGUCUGCCAGGGUAUCCUGGGAAUUGUACUUGUAAAGCUACCUGAGUUGGCAGCUGCCACCACAUCUUGCAGUAGCAAAUCCUGUAGUUUUUACCUUUGAAGGUGACCCAGAAACUACAACUAAUUCAGAAUGUGGUAGCUAGACUGGUGACUGGGAGCGGCCACUGAGACCACAUAACACCGGUCUUGAAAGACCUACAUUGGCUCCCAGUAUGUUUCCGAGCACAAUUCAAAGUGUUGGUGCUGACCUUUAAACCCCUAAACGGCCUCGGUCCAGUAUACCUGAAGGAGAGUCUCCACCUCCAUCGUUCUGCCUGGACACUGAUGUCCAUUGCCUAGGGCCUUCUGGCGGUUCCCUCGCUGUGAGAAACCAAGUUACAGAGAACCAGGCAGAAGGCCUUCUCAGUAGUGGCACCCACCCUGUGGAACGCCCUCCCACCAGAUUUCAGAGAGAAAAAUAACUACCAGACUUUUAGAAGACAUCUGAAGGCAGCCCUGUUUAGGGAAGCUUUUAAUGUUAAUAGACUAUUGUAUUUUAAUAUUUUGUUGGAAGCCGCCCAGAGUGGCUGGGGAAACCCAGCCAGAUGGGUGGGGUAUAAAUAAUAAAUUAUUAUUAUUAUUAUUAUUAUUAUUAUUAUUAUUAUUAUAUCUGUGUGCUGUCUGAAGAAGUAGGAGCACGAUCUAGUUGUAGAAACGUAGGAGAAACUGCCUUACGCAAGGUUUCCGACAGGUGAUUCCCAAUCCUCCCUAGAGAUGCUGAGGAUCGAACCUGGGACCUUCUGAAUGCUGUGUGGAUGCCCUAGCAAUGAGCUGUGGCCCCGUCCUUUGUCUCUAACCAAGCUUGCGGCUGAUAAACACCAACAACAUCCUUCACCUGAAGCAGCCGAUCAGAGAGGGCAUCCUCCUUCAAAGCUGCCUCUUGUUGCUUGUCUUCCUCUCCUGCACAGCCCUAAUCUUGAAUGAUAAUAAUAAUAAUAAUAAAUUUUAUUUAUAUCCCGCCCUCCCCAGCCAAAGCCAGGCUCAGGGCGGCUAACAACAAACAAAUAAUCAAACAAUCAAAUAAUCCAACAUUCUAAAACAUUUCAUUAUAAAAUUAAUUAAAAUCAAAUUAAUGGCAACCGUUAAGCAAAGUUCUGUGCAGGUUGCCGGAGGUGGGAGUCAGGCUGGGCCCUGACCAAAGGCCUGGUGGAACAACUCUGUCUUGCAGGCCCUGCGGAAAGAUGUCAGGUCCCGCAGGGCCCUAGUCUCUGUGACAGAGCGUUCCACCAGAUUGGAGCCGCAGCCGAGAAAGCCCUGGCUCUAGUUGAGGCCAGCCUAACCUCUCUGAGGCCUGGGACCUUCAGGAUGUUUUUAUUUGCAGACCGUAGGUUCCUCUGUGGGGCAUACCAGGAGAGGCGGUCCCGUAGGUACGAGGGUCCUAGGCCGUAUAGGGCUUUAAAGGUUAAAACCAGCACCUUAAACCUGAUCCUGUACUCCACCGGGAGCCAGUGCAGCUGGUAUAGUACCGGAUGAAUGUGAUCUCGCAGCGAAGACCCCAUAAGGAGUCUCGCUGCGGCAUUCUGCACCCGCUGGAGUUUCUGGGUCAGUCUCAAGGGCAGCCCCACGUAGAGCGAGUUACAAUAAUCCAGUCUGGAGGUGACCGUCGCGUGGAUCACAGUGGCUAGGUCAGGGCGAGAGAGAUAAGGGGCCAACUGCUUAGCUUGGCGGAGAUGAAAAAUGCCGCCUUUGUUAUAGCUGUAAUCUGCGCCUCCAUAGAGAGGGAGGUAUCGAAGAUUACACCCAAACUCUUAACGGACGGUGCUGGCACUAAUUGCACCCCGCAAGAGAUGGGAGUUGCCCCCCCAAUCCCAUAUCGUCCCGUCCCAGCCAGAGGACCUCUGUCUUCGAAGGAUUUAACUUCAACCGGCUUCCGCGUAACCAUCCAGCCACAGCUUCCAAACAUCUGGUCAGUGUGUCUGGGGCCGAGUCAGGAUGGCCAUCCAUCAACAGAUAGAGUUGGGUGUCAUCGGCAUACUGAUGGCAACCCAGCCCAAAACUCCGGACAAGCUGGGUGAGGGGCGCAUAAAGAUAUUAAAAAGCAUCGGGGAGAGUAUCGCACCCUGAGGCACUCCACACACCAAGGAGUGGCGGGAUGACAAUUCCCCCAAGCGCCACCCUCUGUCCCCGACCGGAGAGAAACGAGCGCAGCCAUUGAAGGACUGUGCCCUGGAUCCCCACGUCGGCAAGGCGGUGGUCCAGGAGUUCGUGAUCAACCAUGUCGAAGGCUGCUGACAGGUCUAGAAGAAUCAGCAGCCCCGACCCGCCUCGAUCCAGCUGCCUGCGGAGAUCAUCUGUUAGGGCGACCAGAGCCGUCUCGGUCCCAUGACCAGCGCGGAAGCCAGACUGGAAUGGAUCCAGAGCCGAUGUUUCAUCCAGAAACCUACCAAGCUGUUCAGCAACCGCUCUCUCAAUCACCUUACCCAGGAAUGGAAGAUUCGAAACCGGGCGGUAAUUGGAUAGAUCUAAGGGAUCUAAUGAUGUUUUCUUUAAGAGCGGGCGCACCACUGCCUCCUUCAAUUCCCCUGGAAAUAUCCCGGUGCCAAGGGACAAAUUGAUGAUAUCUCCCAGGGGGGCCCGCACCUCGUCUGGACACGCUCUAAUCAGCCAAGACGGGCACGGGUCAAGAGGACAGGUGGUGGGCUUUCCAGCUCGGAGGAGUCUGUCCACAUCGGCUGGGGAUAUCCGAUCAAAGUGGUCCAAUACUGGACCCGAGGACAGUCGAGGGGCCUCCAGUUCCUUUAUUGUAUCCAAAUUGGCAGGGAGGUCAUGGCGGAGCAACAGGACCUUCUCCGCAAAAAGCUCGCAAAUGCCUCACAGCUGUGUGUCAAAUUGUUAUUUAAAUUUGGCUGUCCUUCAAGGGACGUUAAAGACCUAAUUAUACUAAAUAAUUGCGCCGGGCGAGAGCUAGCGGAUGCAAUGGAGGCCGAGAAGUAAGACUUCUUAGCGGCCUUCACCGCCAUCUCAUAGGUUUUCAUAAAAACCCUAUAAGAUGUUCUUGAGGCUCCGUCACGGGCACCCCGCCAUACUCGCUCUAGCCGUCUGAGGUCCCGCUUCAUUUUCCGAAGCUCCUCGGUAAACCAGGGAGCCCGGUUUCUGCGGAGUCGCAGAGGGCGCUUAGGUGCGAUCUCAUCUAUGGCUGCCAGGAGCUGGGUAUUCCAGCCCUCAACAAGCUCAGUCAAUGAGUCGCCAGGGGAGCAAGGUCCCGCAAGGCUUGACGGAAUCUAUCAGGGUCCAUCAGCCUCUGCGGGCGAGCCCAAAUCGGCUCGCCACCUAAGCAGGGUGGGGGUGGAAAGUCAAUCCUGGCUUUCAGAGCGUAGUGAUCAGACCAUGGCACCUUAAUUGAAGGAGACAUGAUCACAUCUAUACCUAUGCCAAAGAUCAAAUCCAGCGUGUGGCCUGCUUGAUGUGUGGGGCCUGAAACAAACUGGGAGAGCCCUAGUGUUGCCAUGGAAGACACCAGGUCCAGAGCCUGUGAGGAGGAGUGGCAUCAGCAUGGAUGUUGAAGUCCCCCAAUACCAAUAGGUUAGGGAACUCCAAGGCCCAGCUGGCCACCGCCUCCAGCAGGCCUGACAGGGUGGCUGCUGGUGCGCUAGGUGGCCGGUACACCAGCCAGACAGCCAAGCUCACCUCAGAGCCCCACACUAGGCCAACACAUUCAAUGCCGGGGAUCGAUGGCGAUGGUAGAGCCCUGAAAGGACAAUCUUCCCGGAUUAAUAAUGCCACCCCUCCCCCGGCCCACAGUCCGUGACUGGUGGAGGACGGAGAAACCCGGGGCGCCAUCUCUCGUAAGGUAACUGUUGCCCCUUCGCGUACCCAGGUCUCCGUCACACAAGCCAGGUCAACCCCUGCGAGGUAAAGAAAUCUCGCAGAGUGGCGGUUUUGUUGCCUAUAGACCUGGCAUUGCACAACACCAGUGACGGAGGUGAGUAAUCCUUGCUCACCCUACCCUCGUCCCUCGGGAUGGGGCGCAGAUUAGAAGCUCCUUUUAAUCCUCAGCCUCAUAAGAACUCCAGAUCUCACCCCAGCCCCCCUCUUUCCCUCUCCAUACGAGCUCUCCUCUGUUUUGGUCUCUUCCCCGUGCGCUUCACAGCCGCGAGGGGCAACGUAACACCAGCUUUCUUUCCUUUUCUCCUGGGUGAAAACUGUUAGGCAAGGUAUCCCUGUUCAAAGGCAGUGUCUUCUAUCCGCUCCCAUAAAGCGUAAGUGAAUAUCGACGAGGCAGCUAUUUAUUCUCAUCACCCAGGGGCAAAACAAAGAGGAGCCAUUUAUUCCCAGGAGGCAGCUGGCUAAGAGCCCUGGGGAAUAUUGUGGAAAUAGCACUUGUGGGUUGCUAGUUUCCUAAUACUAUUCUGGAAGGCUUGCUCCAGUGGCUGCAACUUGGGUUUUUGUCCCCCUUCCUCUUAUAACCAGUGAGGCCACCAAUGAAUCUUCCCCUAGGGAUGCCUCAGAAUCAACACAGGCAGCCUUUUCUUUGUCUGGAUAGAGUUGCAGGGCAGGGGUGAGGUUCAUAGAGAACAUAAAGAGUCCUGCUGAAUCAGAGGAAAGGCCUGUCUAGCCCUGUCCUUCUGUUCCCAUGGUUACCAACCCAGAUGCCUAUUUGUAGUCCAUCAGCAGGACAUAGGGACACAGGAAGCUGCCUUAUUGGCCUGUCUAGCUCAGUGUCGUCUACACUGAUUGGCUGUGUCUCUCCAGGUUCCAGGCAGGGGUCUUCUCCAUCCCUACCUGGAGAUAUAUGGGAUUGAACCUGGGGACAUUAUGAAUGCAAAGCAGGUGCUCUGCCUGCUGAGCUGCAUGCCUCCCACGGUUGUUCCCUAGCAACUGAUAUUCUGAGGCAUGCUGCUUCCAAUGCUGGAGGUGAUGUGUAACCAUCGUGACUAGUAGCCUUGUAAUCCACAAAUUUGUCUUAACUGCUUUUUAAAAAAAGAUGUCCAAAUUGGCGGCCAUCUUUACAUGAUGUGUAAUUAGAUGAGGAGGCAGGCUGGCAUGUUUGUGUAUCUUCUGCUGUCCUGGUCCCAUAGACCGAUUGUUGCACCAUUUUGCUCUGCAAAAUGCAACUAGGGAUGCAUACACGCCAUAAAUUUAAAGGACACCAAAAUCAUGUGGCCCCCCCAAAUAAUCAUGGGAUCUGCAGUUUGUUAAUUAAGGGUGCUGGGAAUUGUAGUUCUGUGGGGGAUGAACUACAGACCAAAGAUUCUUUGGGGAUGUACUUUAAAUCUGCUUCAGAUAUAUGGUGUGUAUGUUCACUGGGACUUAUGUUCCCUCAGCUGGAAGUGGGUGCAUUUUUUCCCUCCAGAGUCUGCAGCUGCGGGUCCUAGAUAAGGCCAAGCAAUGGUCCAUAGAGAAGAAAACAGGGUCAAAUGGUACGAUUGGCUGAGAGCCACAGCCCUCCCACAUGCUACCCAGAACUUGGUGUUCUGAAGUGAAAUUCAAGGACAAACAGGAAUUAGGAAGAAUGACUUGACUCUUCAGCGCAUAUUUUGACAGGUUGAAUUUAUGCGGUUAUUUUAUUUGGGAAUAUACAGUAACGAAAAGUGGGUAAGAAUUUUUUUAUAUAAAUAAUAAUACUGAUAGUAACAACUAUUAUUAAGAAUGCAUGUGAAAAGCAAUGAGCACUUCCUAGGGAUGCUUAUGAACUAUUUGAGUUGUCUAGCCAUUUCCUUUGCUGUUGAAGGUGGGAUUCUAUAUUCUGGUGAAAUUUGGAAUUUAUGUGCAUUUACACAGGGUUCCCCCCUGCAGAGUUGAGAGCGCUUCAAUUUAAAAUGAAGCACUUAAGGAAGCGCACAGGUCUGUGUGCUUCCUGGUGUCUGAAUCUGACACCCUAUGAGUCGUACAAGGGCAUGGUCCAGAGACCCGCCACUCACAGCAGCCUUGGCUGAAAUUAAGCAGAUCUGGGGCUAGUAUGUGCCUGCCUGGAUAGGAAGCCACCACGAAUCCUGUACGGAGGCCUCACUCUGUCUUCACUGGAGGAAAGUGAUCCAAAACUUCUGGCAGUCCUUGGUGGUUUGGCAAAAUUUGUCCUCACUAAGAUUCUGCUCUCACCCCUGAAAGAGGGGUGGGCUUUUUCUCCCUGACAUCACCCUGAGUUUUAGGGCUGGGUUCAUCCUUCUUCUCCAGUUGUCAAUUGGUGAUAAUCUCUCUGGUGCUGAGCCUUCAGCCCUAGUCUAUACAUGCCACAGAAUGAGAUGUAAGAUCCUAAGAUGGCAGGGUGGAAUGGGCCACUUCUCACUUUCGGUGGGGGAUGCCAUUUUUUGUAUGGUAACCCGCUAAUUAUAGACAGGGCACCCAUGGGCACAGUGAUACCCAUGGGGAUUUUUCCCUGUUGCCACAAAGUCUUUAAGCCCCCAUGCUGUUGGUGUCUACCAUUUUUUCUCCUUAGAAAAGUAAACAGAGCUGACUAAGGAAGUUGGAAAAGGGAUACUCUUUCCCAUCUCCUUGUUCAACACAUAUGUGCCUUUCAAGGCUCAGACUGAUUCUAUCAGAUGUACCGGUAUGUAAUUUUUACCAAGACGAUCCCUUGGAAGAGUGAAAUGUGUUAGUGUAUUCUUUCUUUCUUUCUUUCUCUUUUGCUUUCUCUGGGGUUUCAUCUGAGGUUGAGGGGAAGGAAGUGACGAAAACUCGCUCAAAACCCCAUAUCUGCCCAAAGGCCCAAAAAACGUUACAAACUUGGCUCUAGAGCAUUGAGGAACAAGUUAAAAAACAUUGGUCCCAGUACAGAUCCUUAGCAUCUGGCUGGCUACUGUGGAAAACAGGUUGCUGGAUAGACCUUUGAUCUGAUAACAGCAGGGUUCUUAUGUUAUUAUAUAUUUCAAACAAGACUGCUUUGGGCAGGGCACCCAGUACCAUUCUGGACCUGAUCCUGUUGUCCUGGGUGGAACACUUAGGUGUUAGCUUGGAGACUUAGGUGUGACUGACUUGACUUAAAACAAAACAAGGCAAAUGCAACAAUGCCACAUUAUUUAUACCAGUCAUACUUUCAAGGAACCCUUGAUGUUUUAAACACCCACACUGUGUGGAAUUGGAUAGAAUAUCAGAUUUGAAGGUUGUAGGGGGAGCAUACAAACAGGAAGGGGGUGUAAUGGGUAUUUGGGAGUGUGGGUGGGUUGCCAGAGACCUGCCUAUACCUGGAAUGGCUUUUAGGCUGGUCCCAGUAACACCAGGGUCACUCAUGUGGUAGCAGUGAUUAAAAAGUUUCACUAAAUCCCAAAUGCCAGGCCAGCCUAAUUCAAUAAAGCUUGAUGCUGAUGAGGGGCAUAGGAUGGGCAAUUGCACAUUGCAAAAAGGAAAAAAAGAAAGGCUUCAACAUAAAUUUUUCAAACUUAUUUAUUUGUGCUUUUAUGUUGUGCUUUUAUCUUGUACCGCCCUGAGAUCUUUUGAUAAAGGGUGGUAUAUAAAUUUAAUAAACAAAAUGAGCAUGAAAGAGGUUUAGUGAUUUGCACAUGCAAGUUGACGUGCAUAAAUGCAAAUUUAGGAUGACUUGCUGCAAUCUAAAUAGAAACACAAUGCACCUCCCCAUAGCGGGGAAGACUGUGACCAGGCGACCUAUGUGUCUGCUACAUCUAUGCACAAGUGCUUGCUGCUGAUGGGCGACAUCAAGCCCCGUCCUGCUCUCCCUUCUUAGGGUUCUUUAUGUUUAAACCAGACUCGGUUUAAAUAAAAGUGUGCCCUCCAACAGCCCUUCAGGUAGCAGGGUUGCCCCUUGUAAAAUCAGACACGUGGCAUCGGACACAGUGAUGGUGAGGCCCUAUUUUAGAACAGUGAAAGGAAUGGAAACUCAGUUCACGGAACCCAAGCGGCGUUUGAGAAGGGAUUUGGCAGGAUAUGCACAUGUCGGGGGAAGGAGACCAGAGUUUACACCUCACCUCUUUGGGCAGAGAGCCAGGGGGCUCGGCUUUGCCUUGGCUUUUGCCUCUUGUCCUGGUAUCAAAAACGUCGUGCUCUUUUCUAGGAAUCAACUACAGGCAUAGAAACAAAUACUGAUUUUGGAGGUUGGGGGGACUACAGGCUGGCCAGACAGAACUACACUCUCUGAAGAGGCUUGGGUGCUGCAGGAAGAGGAUAGAGAAAGCGUUUGGGACAGCCAUCCUCCCAAACACUGGCCUGUGUGUAUGUUUCCCCCUGCAGCUGUUCAGUGCAAAGCAGCCACCUGCUGCAAGGGGCUGUCCGGGAAGGGCAGACAGAGGCGGGGUUUGUGUGCAUGCGGGUGAGCGAGGGCCAAAAUAAUGGUGUGAGCUGCGUAGCCCAAACAGCUCCGCAGAUCUUUUUAUCUUGCUCUUAUCUUCUUUGGGUGCCCUUCUCUUUCUGCCUUUCUCUCUCCCCCCCACCCUGAUUUCUUGUUCUCAUGAAUUUCCCUCCACUCUCUUUCUUUCUUGCUCUCGUUUGCACCAGGACACAGGGCAGAUCCUUGGGUGGCCGGUAAGUUCCUUGCUGGAUCGGGGCAGGUCUCUCUGUAUGUGUGUGUGUGUGUGUGUAUGUGCAUGAUGAUAAGCGUGGAAGUGUGAGGAAACAUGUCUCCUGAAACCACCACACCCAGUAUCCCGGUCUGUGGGAGCCUGGCGCUGCCUUAUUCCCAGAUUCCCAGCCCUUGCUGUUUGCAGAUUGUCGCAGAACCUGACAUCGCCUCCAAUCGCAUGAUACUGGUGCCUGGCAUUCCAUGCAGCAGAGCGGACAGAGUCUGAAGCUUUGUCUGGGCAGGAACGGAUUCAAAUCCCACUCGGCCUUGAAGCACAGAUAGUAAUCUUGAUCUGGCUGCUUCUGUGUUGGCCUCAUCCACCUCAACAGGGUUUUUGAGAGCCUGAAAUGGGAAUGCUCCCAUUGGGUGUGGGAUACAAGCUCCAUAACUUGGAUCCCUUACGCUGGCCCUGUAGACAGUGAACCACAACUACCCUGUCUGCAAAAGGAAGCUAGUGUUAGCCAUUUGUGACUUUCCGAUGGCUUGGAAAGGAAAGGAACCAGCUCUUUCCCAGUUUGCCACAGCUUCCUUGCUACAUGUAGACAAGUCUUAUAGGCAGUCAAACAAACAAACCACUACAGUGGUACCUCGGGUUACAGAUGGUUCAGGUUACAGACUCCGCUAACCCAGAAAUAGUACCGCGGGUUAAGAACUUUGCUUCUGGAUGAGAACAGAAAUAGCGCGGUGUCAGCGGGAGGCCCCAUUAGCUAAAGUGGUACCUCAGUUUAAGAACAGUUUCAGGUUAAGAACGGACCUCCAGAACGAAUUAAGUUCUUAACCUGAGGUACCACUGUAUUUGCCAGCCUGCCCCAAAUUAAAAAACUUCAGAUUUCCCGAUUCUUCCACAUUUAGGAGGUGGAGUUUUGGUUUAUCUUUCCUUUAUCCUUGUUUUAUUCUUGUUGCUUGCUAGAUUUAUGAUUGAAGAGGUACCGGGGGUGAACCUGUAGCCCUGCAUGUGUUGUUGUUGGACUACAACUCCCAUCUUCCUUGGCAAUUGGCCAUGCUGGCCAUGGCUGAUGGGAGCUGGUGUCCAACAGCCCCUGGAGGUUCCCCAUUCCUUUGGUACAGCUUAUGGGGCGUCCACAUGGGUCAGUCUCUUAUUCUGUUUGGUUUUGUCUUGACCAGUUUCAGCUCUCUACUCUUCCUUACUAUAGCCCUAGCACGGAUUAAACUCUAACUCUUUUGGCAAUCCUCACAGAACUCUAGCCCAAUGGUUGCCAUUAAUCUGAUUUGAAUUAAUUUUAUAAUGAAAUGAUUUUAGAAUGUUGUAUUUAUUUUAUUGUUGUUAGCCGCUCUGAGCCCGGCUUUGCCUGGGGAGGGUGGGAUAUAAAUAAAUUUAUUAUUAUUAUUAUUAUUAUUAUUAUUAUUAUUAUUAUUAUUACUAAAUUAACAGUUUAAACAUAGGUUGCGUUUGCCACGCAGCACAUAAUAAAUAAGCCUCAGACUAUUCUGAUCACUCUGAUUUCAAGGAUGGUGGGGGGAAAUGGAGUCCAGCACAAGCCUAUAUGUGCAUUUGCUUGGAAGUAAUUCCCAUUGUGCCCAAUGAAACAUUACCCCUAGUUCAGCCUUUGCCAACCUUGAAUGCCUUCCCAAUGUUUUGGACUACAACUCCCAUCAGCCCCAGCCAGCACAUCAGGUUGGCAAAGUCUGCCCUUGUUACUGUUCAGGAUUCCAUCCCUAAAUGAGAUGGUGAUGCAGUUUAACCCCUUCCUUUUAUUCACAUGCUCAUAAUUAUUAAAGCUAGGGCUGUCAAUGAAAGAAAUAAUUUUGUAAAAACAUGUUGGGCAACUUAAAACAGCCUCCUGAUCAAUGAGGCUUCAUUGUUAUUUAAUCAUAAUUCAUCUUUAUUUAAAAUGAAGGUGAUUUUAAUGCAGCUCCUUUUAACUACCAGCUCUCUUUUGGAAGAAUUAUUUCACUCAAGAGAGAAUGCUUCUUCUAUGAUGAUGCUUUGAUAUAGUCAUGCACCGUUGAAAAACAAAUUCCCACCCAACUCCCCCCCCCCGAUUGUUUUAUUCAUGAGCAAAUUUUGCAGAUUCAACUAACGUAUUUAUCGGUUAACGCUUUUAUAAUCGUUCAGUUAAUAUUCCUCCAAUGAAGUGACAGCCCUAAUUAAAACAUAAGAAAAUUUGUCUGCAUGGGAAUAUUCCUUGAUGUGAUGCAUGUUUUCCUGUGAUCAGGGUGUCCUGGUUUCAGAUCCUUGCUUAAGUCAUGAGCUGUCAGAGCGGCCUUUGGCAAGUUGUAUUAUUUUAGUCUCGGUUCCUUAUGCCUUUGCUUACAAGGCUGUCAUGGGAGUAAAUAAGACAAUUGUUGUAAGUCACUCUGUGCCAAACACUUAAAAGCACAUGACUUCCACCAAAGAACCCUGGGAGCUAUAGUUUGUAAAUGGCGCUGGGAUGGUAGCUCUGUGGGGGGGUUACUGUGGUUCCCAGGAUGUUUUAAAUGCAUGGCUUGGAUGUUCCAUAGCUUCACUGGUUCUGGUGCUCAUAGGUGAGUGCAGUUGCUUAUGUCGCUAAAACAGCACGGCCCAUUCACAAGAUGAAGGUAUCAGGUUUGGGGGAACCCCACGGCUUGUAGAAGCAAUCUUCAAGCGGGGAGAACACCUAAACGCUGCUGGUGGGGUUUCCAAAAACUUCCCAAGGGGAACUGAGCAUGCUCCAAGGAUACACGGUACAUUAAUGACCUGAUUAGCAGUCAUAUUGUGGGUUUUUAAAAAAACAAAAUGCCAAUUGUAGGGGGCUGCAGAGCUCAUGGGCAGGAGAGGUUUAAGCCUUCUCUCCUAGAUGCAGUUUUGAUUUUGAAAAAUCACUGCUUGCCUCUGUGCAACAAUCUGCAUAAGGAAAGACAUUUUCCCAUAAGGCUACUUGCUAAUUUGAGGAGGGCAGUUUUUUUUUUAGCAAGACUGCAACUGAGAAGGCUUAAAAUGCGCCUUGUGCGCUGUGGGGUUGAUAGCUAUGCAUCCCUGUACAUGCCUAGUUUUUGUUUUUUAAGUGCAUGUCAUAAUUGCUAAUCAUGGUUAUAGAACAUGUGGCAAGGGAGAUUAUUGGGAGGCAUAACCCAGAUGACCGAAUGGAAGGAAUAAUAGGGUGGAACAGGAGUAAUCCACGCUACAGGCCUCACUUUUUGAUUCAUUAUAAAAUAAUUCUCUUGGCAUGUUCCGGAGGCCACUGGCAAACAUUCGUGUUCCCAUCCUACAUUUCAAAGGCUUUUCACAGGACCUGCUCACACACGGACAUAGAUGGGAGCCCAGUAGGAACAGUAACGGGGGGGGGGGGAAUCCCUUUCCCCAUGGCUUGUGGGCAGUAUGGAUGGGGAGCCAGUGUGGUGUAGUGGCUGGAGUGUUGGAUUAAGACCUGGGUUCUAGUUCCCACUCAGCCACGAAGCUCACUGGGCAACCUUGGGCCAGUCAGUCUCUCAGCUUAACCUACCUCACAGGGUUGCUGCAAAGAUAAACUGGAGGGGGAUAACUACACACUGUGGUAAUAAGCAUGGAUAGUCAUAUACACAACUUCCUUUCACUCUUUCUUUUUUGGAGGAGAAGACCUGUACAAAUUGGGUGUGGCCUCGUAUUAUUUCGUACGCCGUGGAUUUGGGAAGGAGAGUAUCUGGUCCGUUAUACAAACUGGGUCCUUAGCUGAGGGUGGUUUGCCCACAAAUCUGACUCCAGUUUGCUCUUCACUCCCCUUCUGAGUGUCUCUUAGAAUCUCUGGCGGUUCCUCAGGUGACCUGACUCUGGGAUUAGGAUCCUGUUUCUUCUCAUGAGCUGGGAGCUUUCCUGUUUACAUUUCCUCUGCUCUAGUAAUAGCUUCUGCCGGACAGGAAAUGAAAAAACAAAAUCAAGAAACCCAACUUGGAAAUUUGUUAAGCUGCAGAGAGGGUUUCUGUGUCUUUAAAAGUUCAAUAGUACAGAGAAUAUGGAUUUUCCUGUUAUAGGGUGCUCCAAGACGGGUACUCUUCAUGCAUGGAAAGCUCCCCCCCUUUUUUUGGUAACAUCCACCAGGUGUCUUUGGCAUCAAAACACCAGCCUGUAUUUUUUUUGCUCAUUUAAUCUGGGUUAUAUCCUUUCUGAUGCGUAACCACAGUGCUUUUUUCUGGGGGUACGCAGGGGUACACAUACCCCUAAACAUUUUGUGAAUCUUUGUACUUUUGUCCAUUUACUAUAUUUAUUUUUCCCAAUUUGAACUAUAAAAUGAUGAUUUUGAGUCAAAAUGAGAGUACCCCUAAACAUUUUUUUUAGGGAAAAAAGCGCUGAGUAACCACCACCACAAUGUGUUGCCAGCAACCAUUGAGAUAUUUCUCAGUGACCCGUUUGCCCCAUCUCCCCAGUCUGGAAGCAUCCAUAGUUUUUCAGUGAUGGGAGAAACUGAAUGGCGGCAGGUUGUUGGUUUUUUUGUAUCCCAGCAAGAUAUGGCAGUGGCUGCAGCCACCUUGAUGAUGAUGCUAAGCAAGCCUGGGUCUGCUUAGAACUCCUUUGUAUGCCAUCUUGAGGUCCAUGCAGGACAGGUGGGAAAUAAAUGCACUCAAUGAUUGUUGUUAUUUAGUCGUUUAGUUGUGUCUGACUCAUCGUGACCCCAUGGACCAGAGCACGCCAGGCACUCCUGUCUUCCACUGCCUCCUGCAGUUUGGUCAAACUCAUGUUGGUAGCUUCAAGAACAAUGUCCAACCAUCUCGUCCUCUGUCAUCCCCUUUUCCUUGUGCCCCCAAUCUUUCCCAACAUCAGGGUCUUUUCCAGGGAGUCUUCUCUUCCCAUGAGGUGGCCAAAGUAUUGGAGCCUCAGCUUCAGGAUCUGUCCUUCCUGAUAAAUACAAUUCAGUUCUCCGCAACUCUUAAAGACACAGGUCCUCUUAGGGGUUACAUGUGAGCUGGAUGUUGUUUGGAGGGUGAAAGCAAGAUAGAGGGUUAGAAGGACCAAGGUGGGGAAUGCUGUGUAUUAAGGCAAACACGGCAUAGAGAUCAUCUUGAGUUUUGUUCCUGGGCAACUUGGGAACGGUAGUGUUUAAAUUGGGGCCUUGGCUCAUAAUUGUCUCUCUGCUUCCUUCCAGCACAGGCACCACAUCCCCACGUACGACCCCAAGCAGCUCCCCGUCCCUGAGGAAGCGCUUGCUGCAGUUGCCGCCACGACCUCCUCCAGAGUUGACCCCGGAAGCCAUGGUGGAGAAAGGCUCAGAGAAUGCAGCAGAGCGGACCCCUCAAGCAGUGCACCCGCCCAGCACCCCGCUGAACUACCCCCUCAGUGGGCGCAGCUUCAUCCGUAAUAACAAGGUAGAAUGGGUGGGGGCAUGUGUGGCGGGAGAUGAGAGAAGGUGAACCUGUUUGGGGAACUCUGCUCAGCUUCUGAGGCUCUUCUUAGGGUGCCAGAACUGAAGGAGGUUUGGUUGGUGGAACAAAGGAGAAGGCCUUUUCAACUUGGGCACCCAGAUUAUGGAACAACCACCCAUGGGAGGUGCCCCCUUUCAGGCACUUAAGGUUUUCUGUUUCCGCUGGCAUUGUUUAGUUGACCCUUGUUUGGUUUUCUUUUAAAAUUAUUAGGCUGGAUUCAUAGAAUCAUAGAGUUGGAAGAGACCACAAGGGCCAUCGAGUCCAACCCCCUGCCAAGCAGGAAACACCAUCAGAGCACUCCUGACAUAUGGUUGUCAAGCCUCUGCUUAAAGACCUCCAAAGAAGGAGACUCUACCACACUCCUUGGCAGCAAAUUCCACUGUCGAACAGCUCUUACUGUCAGGAAGUUCUUCCUAAUGUUUAGGUGGAAUCUUCUUUCUUGUAGUUUGGAUCCAUUGCUCCGUGUCCGCUUCUCUGGAGCAGCAGAAAACAACCUUUCUCCCUCCUCUAUGUGACAUCCUUUUAUAUAUUUGAACAUGGCUAUCAUAUCACCCCUUAACCUCCUCUUCUCCAGGCUAAACAUGCCCAGCUCUCUUAGCCGUUCCUCAUAAGGCAUCGUUUCCAGGCCUUUGACCAUUUUGGUUGCCCUCCUCUGGACACGUUCCAGUUUGUCAGUGUCCUUCUUGAACUGUGGUGCCCAGAACUGGACACAGUACUCCAGGUGAGGUCUGACCAGAGCAGAAUACAGUGGCACUGUUACUUCCCUUGAUCUAGAUGCUAUACUCCUAUUGAUGCAGCCCAGAAUUGCAUUGGCUUUUUUAGCUGCCGCGUCACACUGUUGGCUCAUGUCAAGUUUGUGGUCAACCAAGACUCCUAGAUCCUUUUCACAUGUACUGCUCUCAAGCCAGGUGUCACCCAUCUUGUAUUUGUGCCUCUCAUUUUUUUGCCCAAGUGCAAUACUUUACAUUUCUCCUGUUAAAAUUCAUCUUGUUUGUUUUUGCCCAGUUCUCUAAUCUGUCAAGGUCGUUUUGAAGUGUGAUCCUGUCCUCUGGGGUGUUAGCCACCCCUCCCAGUUUGGUGUCAUCUGCAAAUUUGAUAAGGAUGCCCUGAUCAACUAGCAUAAACCAGUGCAAGGACUUCUGUUAGCACAAGGUGGCUUCCCCCUGCUGCUCUUCAUACACCAGAAAUUAAAACACUAAAAUUAAUUACAUCUUAUACCUGUGUAAUGAAUACUUAUGUAAUUAAAAUUAAUGGGCAUGCAUAAAAUUGAACAUUGGCCCUUUCCUGAUUGAAGCCCACCCCUCAUUGGCCCUGUUUUGUCCUCCCACUUUGUGUUUUUGUCUGUCCCGGAUGUGUCCUUGAACAUGUUUGGAUGGAGGAUAGAGAGGGGUGGGCAACUGUGUGCAGGAAUUGCCCUACUGCAUAAAGGCAAACUUUGCAUUAGUUAAUCUGCCCACUUUUGCCUGUGUCCCUGCCGGCCACUGGCAUGUGGCCCUUGAAAUGUUGCAUGGAAGGGAAUGUGAUGCUUGGGCUGAAAAAAAGUCCAUCGCCCCAGGUUAACAUGUGGCUUACACUAACUCUCUCUCUCUCUCUUUUCUUUCUUUCAGAAAAUGCAGAGCUGGUACAGUGUAAGUUGUUAUUUUUGUUCUUCCAUUGGGGUGUACACAAGAAUAGAACGCCUCCAGCUUUGGGCCAUUAAGAAGCUAUUAAAUGUGCACAGCAAUAUUGCCAACGUAUGAAAAGGCAGGCCCUUCUGGUAUCCAUCCAAAAAGAGAGAGCUGGAAAGGGCACGCAUCUCAGUUCACGGCCUUCAUGCCGCUUGAAGUUAUUUGUGACUAAAGCUGCGCACACACUGUAAUUUUAAGACACAUGACUUCCUCCUAAGAAUCCUGGGAACAGGAGUUUACCCCUCAGAGAGCUGCAAUUCCCAGCACCCUUAACCCAGCAACAGUUCCCAGGGUCCUUUGAGGGAAAUUGUGUGCUUUUAAAUGUAUAGUGUAUACCAGGCAUAGGCAACCUCGGCCCUCCAGAUGUUUUGGGACUACAACUCCCAUGAUCCCUAGCUAACAAGAUCAGUGGUCAGGGAUGAUGGGAAUAGUAGUCCCAAAACAUCUGGAGGGCCAAGGUUACCUAUGCCUGGUGUAUACGUUUGUAAAACUGCAACCCUAAACACGGCGUUUAUUAAGAAGCCCCAUAGCAGGGCCAGCUUCUGAGUGUGUGUGUGUGCCUCAGGAUUGCACGUUGGAGCCAUAUUUCCAGAAGUUGUUGAACUUUUUUUGCUGAUUUUCCAAAAAUCCCCCCCGGAUGCUAAUUCUGUCAUUGGGAAAUCCAUCUGUAUGGCAACCUUAAUGAACUUUCUCCCUUGUGCUUGUUUACUGAGAGGUUUGCCCUAUUAAGUUCAAUGGAAUUUACUCCCUAAUAUGUGUGAUUAGGAUUUCAGUCCAAAACCUUUGGAGUAGUGUGGCCAGCAUUUCAUGGGUUUGCUUUCAUGGUUUUACUUCCUCCACCCCCCCAUUACUAUUUUUAAAGUAUAUUAAAAAAAAUAAAAACCAAGGCAUUGAACAAUAAGAUAAUUGAAACGUCGUAAAACUGCAAUUACAAAAUCAUAGAACACUGUACACAUGGAUCAGUACUGAGUUACAUUAAUCCUAUGAAAAGUCCUUGGCGAUACAAAUACAUUUCCAGUUGGUGAUGAAAUAUCCGGAUGGCAAGUGCUUGGUUUCAAUAGGAACAGUGUUCUCGAUCCCUGGUGUCACUGCGCCAAAAGCCUUGGUUCACAAAGAAACUCUACGAAUACUAAGUCAUAUUAAGUAAAUAUUACCGUUAAGUAAUAUUUACUUAACGACUAUUGUAGUUCCUUGUCUUAUGAAACUUUUACGGCCACUCUAAAUGUGACACCGUUCACACAAACAGCAAUCGAAAUAUUAUUAUUUUUAAAUAACAAGCAUUGCAUUGGUGGUGAUGGUGGGGAGAGGAAUCUAGAUUUGGGACCCCAGUGGGCAGUGUUGCAGUGAGGUUAUUAAAUUAGGUCCUAGCUGCCCCACAUCAUAAGCCAGCCCUGUUGGAUGUCUGCCCUAAAGCCCUGUCCUUUGUGCCCUGUUGUGGUUCCUAUCUGAAUCAGCAUCUUGCAUCCCUUCAUCCCUGGAGCUCAAGGCAGUGCAUGCAGUCUUUCCUCCCCCUUCCAUUUGUAUCCUGUCAACAACCCUGUGAGGUUGGUAGGCAGAGAGGUUGCUGUGACUGGCUCAAAAUUCACCCCGUGACCCUUCAUGGCUGAGUGGGGAUUCAAACCCGAGGGAGGGAGAGGAUAUCCUGGAACCUAAAAGGCAGUGUAGGAAAUAAAUCAGCGCUUUAAACUGGGAGUCUCUUUAUAUUCCCAAGCCAUGUUUUAAUCACGAUGAGCACUUUUUUAUAGACCGCAGGCAUGGGAAUAAUCUGAGUAUGUAAACAAACAAAUGCUCCUUGCAGUUGGAAACCUAGCACAGCAGGGAAGAUGACUGGCUUAGAACCUUUCUGUCUCAUUGAUAUGGUAGAUUUCUAGCUGUGGCAUAUUCCUCCCCCACUCAAAUGUAGGGACAUUAAAAUGUGAGGUGUGCAAAUGUACCCCUGCCUGCAGCCCACUCCCCAUUCUGCUCCAUGAGCAGAUCUGGCUAGUCUCAUUGAAUGAAAUGCACAAGCAUUUGAGGGGUGGCAAAGGGGAGGGGCAGUGCUUUUUCUCUGGGGGCGGGGGACGCAUACCCCUAAACAUUUUGUGAAUCUAAGUUUGGCCUCAUUGAGGGGCAGUAUUUCAAUAAGUAGGAAAAUGAGAGUACCCCUAAACAAUUUUUUAAAGAAAAAAAGCACUGGGGAGGGGCAUGGCUGGUGGUGGGGAACAAGGUUUAGCUAGACAAGACUGCAAGAUGGGGCAAUCUUAUCUCUUAUUCCUCCUUCCCCCAAUCUUAUAGGUAAGUUGCUUCUGCCCUGUAAUUUUCCCUUUCUGCUUUGGCAGCAAGCGUAGAACAAAGAGCAGCGGAUGUGGAGGGCAUGGCCAGGGAAUCACAGGAUCCUAGAGUUGGAAGGGAUCCUGCGGGUCAUCUAGUCUAACCCCCUGCAAUGCAGGAAUAUGCCGCUGCCCCAUACGCGGAUCGAACCCGUUUUGCCAUUGCCGCUGCCGAGUUUCGUACCUAAUCUUUUAAUCGGCGUCUUAUUUUUUUUCUUAUCACUCUUCCUACUUCUUUGGGUAAGCUGCCCUGGGAACCUUUCUAGGGGGCGAGAUAAAAAAAAAAUCCUUCGAGCGAAGAAGGCAGGCUCAGCCUCGGAAUCUUGUUUUCAGUACCAAACCGACGGGAAUCUAGUAAUACAUAGGGAAAGACCAAGACGGUGUCUCUGCGCACGUGCAGAGCGUGAAUCCCUCGCCGCUGAGUUUUAUCUCUCCGUGUGUUUUGCAAUGGCUUCCGGAAGAGGAAUUCUUCAGAAGUGAAGCGGUGCGCCGGGGUUGAGGCGGGCCGGCGGAGGUCGCCUCCCCUUCGCCGGGGGGCAGAGUCCCCCACGUGGGCAGGAGAUGGUUAACUGCAGCCUGACACCCAGCCCCCUUUUGUUUCCUGUAAGUGACACCCAGGCACCCGUAGCCAAUGGCUGGGCGGUGUAACAGGAGCUGCGGAGCUGUCCCUGGGGGAGGCCUCUCCGCGUCUUCGAUGGGCUCCAGAAACUUUCCUCCGCCGCCCUCCUUUCACUCUCCCCAGCUCCUCUGCGCCCCCACUUUUACUUCCUCCCGGCCCUUCUGCAUAUCCUCCCCUUCGGGAUCCGACCCCUGCGAAAAAGGAAGCACGCCCCGACCUCCUCCCGAGCACUUUCCAUGACCCUCGGGGCGCCUGCGAGAACCCCACCCCCUUGCCCCAGCCUGCUCCCUCCCUCUCUCCGAUCUUCCUCUUUUGUGCUUCUGCUGUUUUAACCCCAUCCUUCCGCUGACACUUUGCCAGCCGCGCUCCCCGCUCUCCCCCCCAUUCCACUGUCAGCCCCGUUCUUGACCCAUCCACCCCCGCUUUCUGUGCUGAUGAUAUCGCACCAAUCCUGCACCUUGCCUUCUUGCUGGCGCGCUGCCCUUUCUCCACCCCGCGCUGCAACCUGUCCAUUCUUGUGCCAGUGCGUUUGCUGAAUUUUCUGAAUCUAGCGCUGCUGCUGCCUUCCUUUGCGUGCGCCCACCCUGCAACCCUCGCUGAUGCUGCUUGGAAACCUCCUUCGCCUGCUGCCCUUGCUCCCUGGGUUAAGACGCUCCCUCUGGACAGAGUAAGUGAGAUGCCUCGCUCUUCCUACUUCUCUUGACUUUUGCUUAGCACCCCACCACCUCCCUCCUUCCUCGGUUCUGCUUCUUUACCUCCAGGGUGCGUGUAGUCGAACUACUACACCACUCUGGGUCUAUGUACACAGCUUAAAACGCAGCCUGGUCUUGCCUUGCUCCUCUCUCUUCCUUCUACUACAUCAACCCCUAAACAGCUUGGCUUGGCUGCAGUGCAUUUCCUUUCUGAAGCUCUUCUGUAAGCUCUGGGGCCCUUUGUCCAUCCCCUGAGGUUAUCAGUUGCCACCCCCACCCAGACCCUCCACUCCAACCAGCAGGUCUCUGCAGCCUCAGAUAGCAAGGCUGUGUACACACUCCUGUUUACUCUGCAUCUAGUGUACUCCCACCCCAGGUUUGGGAAGUGGUGUGUGCAUGAGGUUAGCCACAAGCCUUAUCUAUCCACCCCCCCUUGUUUCUUACGAAAUACUGCAUUUUGAUCCAUUCACCCCCUCCCCCAAACCAGCUUUGAUCCAAACUGAGGAAAAUAAUGACCUCCGCUGUGUUUUAAGCCGCUAAUUACACAGCCCCAGUGUGGUUUAGUAGUUAGAGUGCUGGACUUAAAAUAGAGGAAAGAGCCAGGUUGAAAUCCUCACUCAGCUGUGAGCCACAGGCAGGUGGCCUUGAGCCAUCUAAUCUCACAACGUAACCUACCUCACAGGGUUGUUAGAAUAAAAUAGGGAGGCCUGUGUAUACUGUUUGUAGCUCCUUGUAGGAAGAGUGGCAUUCUUUUUUUUAAGGGGUUGAUGGUGGUGGUUAUAAUACCCCGCCCAUCUAGCUGGGUUUCCCCAGCCACUCUGGGCAGCUUAAAGCACAUAUUUAAAACCAGUAAAAUGUCAAAUAUUAAAAACUUCCUCAUACAGGGCUUCAUCCAGAUGUCUUCUAAAAGUUAUGUAGUUCUUUAUCUCCUUGACAUCUGAUGGGAGGGCGUUCCACAGGGCGGGCGCCACCACCGAGAAGACCCUGUGCCUGGUUCCCUGUAACCUCACUUCUCGCAGUGAGGGAACUCCCAGAAGGCCCUCGGAGCUGGACCUCAGUGAAUGAUGGGGGUGGAGAUGCUCCUUUGUGUAUACUGGGCCGAGGCCGUUGAUGGGAAAAUAAAAGUCAUCCCAGUUGCUCUCUUAUCCCAUGCCAUAGGAUGGCCCUGCUAAACCAAUAGCUCCUGCCUCCAGCUCUCUGCAUGGUGCUGGAAGUGGGCAUAGAUAGUUUUCUUCUGAGCUGGGUGCCUCUUGGGCUGAGGGUCCCGUGGGAGGGACAGGAAGGGAACGCUUCCAUCCUGAUGGGCCUGGUUGUCUUUGGCAGAUGCUGAGCCCCACGUACAAGCAGCGCAACGAGGAUUUUCGCAGGAUCUUCAAGGGACUGCCUGAAACGGAGCGGCUUCUUGUAGGUGAGAGACAGGAGGAGAAGGGCGGUGCAGGGAGGCUAUGCCAAACGGUGGGAUCCAAAGUAGGUGGUGAAUGAGGUGUAUCAGCAGGCCUACAUGUGAUGGUUGAUAGUGUGGAGCUGGGGUGGGGAGCCUGUGGUGGCCCUCCAGGUGUUGUUGGACUCCAACUCCCAUCAGUCCCCAUGGGGCCAAGGAAGAUGGAAGGACAGCAACUUCUUGAGGGCUUCCACAAACUCUAUCUUUGCUGCAGUAGAUGAUAGAGGAGAUCAGAGUUGGUGACAGCCACAGCAUGCAUUUAAAGCACAUGACAGUCCCCAGUACCCUUAACAAACAGCAGUUCCCAGGCUUCUCUGGGGGGAAGCAACAUGCUUUAAAUGCAUGAUGAGACCAAAGACUUAUUUGAGAACUGGUUUGAUGCUUCUCUGUGCAGAGUUACGAUUUCUGGAGAAUUUGAAAGCACAGGGAGGGCAAAAUCCAUUUGUCCCGUUGUAAGCAAGGGAGGGGAGAUAAAUGGUUUUGUUGUUGUUGUUUUUAAGUGCAAAUUGAAAUAUCUUUCUCCCUUGCAAUAUUAUUACCUGACAAGCAUUUUUAAAAGAUUGUGCAAAGAUUGUGCGCUUCACUUCUCUUGGCCCAGAACCAGGGUGCAAACUUAAGCAUGCCUGACAUAAUGCACAUUCAAAGGCAGUUAGUCUCUGAAGGCUCUAGCCUUUGGCUGUGUGAGAGAGAUCAUUUUGUAGAACGUGUUCUUUUCUAAUUUCGUAUUUGUCAUGAUUAGGAUGCGAGAGAGGUUUCCUUGCAGUUUCUUGCAUUUUAGGUUCUCUUGUCUUUCCUGUCCAUCCUUUAAGUUCUCCUUGCUGAGGAUUCCACUCCUGUCAAAAUGUAUAAAGGAAUUAUAGUUGGAAUUUAGAUUAGCCCCUACCCUCCCCGUCUGUAAGUAUAGAUCCAAUUGGCCCCGUUCACAGGUUGGAAGAGAAAUUCAUUGUGACACCCCCGCUUUAUUCACAGCCUGAUCUCUCCUACAUAUCUUUUUUCUGCACUAGCAGGCUUGCUGAUUCCUAUUUCUGGACACCUCAUAAAUUGCCUCUUUGUGCCAAUCAGCACAAAAAAGCUUACAAAUGAGCUGAGUGCCAGUUUAAUGGUCUAGAGUAGACUUGUUCCCCAAGACACCGGAGAACUGUAGUUUGAUGAAGAUGCUGGGAGUUGUGUGUGUGUGUUUAAAUGCAACCCUUAGCCUAAUUUCAUGUGGGUAUCAAGAAAGGGGGAAAUGGGGAAAAGGAGAGAGGCAGGGAAAAUGGGAUCUCUCUCUCUCUCUCUCUCUCUCUCUCUCUCUCACACACACACACACGAAGGGAGGUGGCAUAAGGAAAGGGAAAGGGGAGUGAUGGAGAGAACGAGAAAGGGGUUGCAGAAGGAGAAAAGGGGUGUCCCACCCAGUUUUUGCUCUAGUCGUCCUAACCACUGCCAGCACAUGGCUCCCAGCACAUUACCCCUGAGGAAAUGUGGCCCUUGGCAGAAAGAAGGUUCCCCACUCCUAGGUUAGAGAGUCCUUCACAAAACAGUUGUCCUUUAUCCACAGAACAAUGGAACAACUAUUAAAUCAGUUAAAGCCUCUGGUUUUGAAGUGUCCUGUUUAGUCACCUGCAACCAUUCUGAUGUCCUGUCUCUAGAAUAAGUGCUCUAAAGGACAGACUGCUCCCGUAUCAACCUGCCAGUAAAUGCAGGUCACCUGCCCACGCGCUCCUCUGGGUGCGCCAAUGUCAGAUGUGAGGCAGGGGAGUGACCACAGAGAGGGCGUUUCUGGCUGCUGAGCCUCACAUGGGGAGCUCCCUUUGAAAUGAGGCGAUGCCUUCUUUGUUAUUGCUUAGGCACCAGUUUUUUUUCUUCACCUAGACUUUUUAGAGACGUGGGCUGUUUUUAACCAAGCUUUGCAUCUGCUUUGUUACUGCAGCUUUAGUCGCUGUGUUGCUGUGUUUUUAUGUGAUUGCAACCUAUCCCAAAAGAAAACAGUAAGGCUGAGCAAUAUAUUUUGGAAAAUGAAAUGAAAACAGAGCAGCAAAAGAUGAGUGGCAGCGUAAACUGCCGGGAUACGCGGAAUUAGCUGGUAUGACUGACAUAAUAAGAAACUGAGAUGAUAAAAGGUUCAAGGAGGAUUGGCCAUUAGACUAUAUGAAAAACCAUUAUAGCAAGAUAAUUAACCUAUCAGGGUGAGAAUAACUCAGUUAUAUCAUGAGAUAAGGAGAAGGAGAGAGAGAAAACUGAGAAGAACAAGAAGACGUGGAUAGGUGGGGAAUAGAUAGGAAACCAUGGAAAGAGGGUGAGGGAAGUAUAUGAAAAGAUGUACUCUUAUUAUUAUUUCUUUUUGAAUGUAACAGUUUAUGUAUUAAUGCUGAAUUGUAACAGAAAAGCAAAUAAAAAAUUAAAAACAGAGCAGCCUUGGGUCAGUGCCCAGCAGCUGUGGCCUUCAUCCCCCUUAUCAACAGGAUUGGUCUCCCCACAAGCCUGCUGCUGCUCCCCCAAUCCCCCCCCGACUCUGCCUUGAACCCAAACACUUGCUCUCAGCAGCUGACGUCUCCCCUCUCCUCAGAUUACUCCUGUGCGCUGCAGCGUGACAUCUUGCUUCAAGGGCGCCUUUACCUAUCGGAGAACUGGAUCUGCUUCUACAGCAACAUCUUCCGAUGGGAGACCACGGUGAGUGCCUUGGCAAUGUAGCCUAGGGAGAGAUGGGUCAGGUACGCAGGCGAGCCCCUUUGCCUUCCCCCCUGCUGCCACUGAUCCCUGUUAUGUCACUCGUCCGCAACAGAUCUCCAUCCAGCUGAAGGAGGUGAAAUGCAUCAGGAAGGAGAAGACGGCCAAGCUGAUCCCCAACGCGAUUCAGAUCUGCACAGAGACCGAGAAGGUGAGCCGGGUGUGUGUGCUUUGGGCUGACUCCCGUGUUAUGCAUAUUCCAGAUCUGGACUGGGGAACCUGUGGCUCUCCAGGUGCCUAGAACAUAAAAGGAGGCACCUGCUGGAACAGGCCAAAGAUCUUUCGAGUCUCCAACAGUGGCCAGCGGGAAAGGACCAGUGGCCAAUUCUGGCAAAGCAGCUGGGAUUCUUGCAAAUAAUUCUAGGCUAGGUAGGCCUUGGUGUGAUCGAGCUGGGCAUUUCUAGUGAUCUUUAGACAAAGGGUGGUGUGGACAUUUAGCAGACAAUAAUAAUUUCUAAAAUUCUUAAGCCAAGAAUGCAGUUCUCUAAGACCACCGAAUACAGAUUUCUUGGGUUGCAGCUGUUUGUAGAUCUUCAGCGUACGUUCUUGCUUUGUAAACGUUAUGACACGCUGUUAUAUUAUUUACUUAAAUAGUCACAAGCCACACUUCCACCAAAAUACAGUAAGACGGUAUACGGCAUGCAAAACUGAAAUAAGACCUCCAUCUCCACACGCGCACCCUGCAGGUCAACUUUGACCGGUGGGCGGAGCCACCUACCUGUCAGUUGCUCGGCAUCAUCAUGACAUUAGAUGGUAAACAUUGUGGUAGCACCAUCUACCUGUCAGUGUUUGCCCAUGGGGGUGUUUGCUGGCCAGCCAAUCCAAUAAUAUUUCCCACCUGCUAUUUCUGACGAUGCCAGGGACCUUCUGUAUCCAAAGCUUGCACUUUCCCACUGAGCUGUGUUCCCACCUGGUAAGGUGGAAGGCGGCUCACCCCUGUGCCAGCUGAUAUUCUGCUCCCUGUGUGAUAGUUGCAGCUUGCUUUGCACAGUUCCGGUCAUGGUGCCCUUCCCAACAUUACUGAGUUUCCAAUGGCCAUUUUGAAGCUGUGCAUGAGUGCACAUGUGCAUGAGGAAAACCUGGUUUCUGGAGCUGUGAAGGGGAGCUGUGAGGAAGUGCCCUGCCCUCGGCUUCCUCUUCCUCCUCCUCCUCCUCUGACCUGCCUCCCUAAGGUCUUGGACUUUUGUUCUCCGUGUGAAUCUCAUGCCAGUGGAUAUGAUCCUAAUCAUAUCUGUGUGCUCCGCUUCCUGCUAACCUUUGUGCCCCAGCAACAUAGAAGUGCAAGGGCACAGGACGUGAGAGAUGAGCCUUGUUGCCUCCUCCUGUUCAAAACAAGCUCACAGCCCUAGGCCUCGCCUCCAGCCCACAGUUGCUGGUUUGCACCCUGACCCAACAGUUCCCGUCCUCCUCACCCCACCCUUCAGCUAAAGUUUAAUCAGUGUCUGGACAGGCUGUGCUCCGCAGAGAUUAAUCUUUGCAGAGUGUGCAGCCUUUUAUUUUCCUAGACAUCUCCUAUGUCCCUGCUUCUGAUACGUUAUCUCAGCUAGAGGGGCAAUGCCCCGCAAAAGCAAAAGGGAAAAGAACAUCGGGUGACUCUCGGGUGUGCCUCUGGAACAGUUCAUGUGAGCUAGUUGCCUCUUAAUAGCAUUUAAUUGCUUUUGUUAUACUUAACAGUAGAAUCAUAGAAUCGUAGAGCUGGAAGGGACCCCCAAGAUCAUCUGGUUCAACCCGCUGCAAUGCAGGAAUCUCUACUAAAGCAUUACUGACAGAUAGUCAUUCAACCUCUGCUUAAAAACCUCCAGGGCAGGAGAGUCCACCACCUUCUGCAGGAAGUCUCGUUCAUUUCAUGUGCUCUGUGGAUUUCAGGAUUCUAACUCACCUUAUCAACUGUUGAUAGACAGCUAUCAGGAUGUAGUCAUUGCAGGCAAUUAGUCCAGAGCACAAGUGUGGCUAGUAAAAGGGUGAACUUUGAUAAUGACAUUGAGAUGAGACAAAGACAUGAGCUGGCUGGCCAGAUCCUGGGAUCCCCGAUCCCUGGUGGGCCAUUUUGGCAGGUGAAUGGACCCCCAUAACCUGUCUGAUCAAAUGGUAUCACGUCGACUCAUUUCCCACCCACCCCUAUGUCUCAUGGCAAGCAGUAUUGCAAAGGAUAAUCCAAGCAAAGCAAAACUUUGAGGUUGAUAGGUGAUGAUACCAACACUUGCUUUCUGCACUUUUAUCAGCACCCCCCAUACUGGGUUCCCCAUGUUGUUGGGCUCCCAGCAGUGCCAGCCAGCAUGGUCAGUGGCCACAGAUGAUGAGAGUUGGUGCCCAACAACAUCUGAACGACUGCAGGUUCCUCAGCCCUGCUGUGCAACGACAGCAUGUGCUCAACUUGUAGGUAGAAGCUAUGAAUAUUCACCUUGAUCCCACUGAUCUUGGGGCACUGAUCUCAGGCUCUCUCUUCACUUGCCGUUCCCAGCAUUUCUUCACCUCAUUCGGGGCCCGUGACCGCUGCUUCAUGCUGAUCUUCCGCCUCUGGCAGAAUACGCUCCUGGAUAAGGUAAGAACGGACCCAUUGCUCCUGCAGAAACAACCUAGGAUACGGCAGCUUGAAGCUCAGUCCUUGCUAUAUUUCAGCACUGGAGUUUCAGAUCUUGUCAUUUAUUUUUUAUUUUUUCUUGUAUGUCCCUGUCUCUGUGUGAGUGAAGCCUCUGCCCAGUUUCUGAAAAUAGGAACCAGAUGUUUAGUGUUGGGGGGGGGGUAUGUGUUGCAUGUAUCUGUGUCAGGACUAAACAGAUAAGCCUGGACUGAUUUUGCCCUGUUCAUCCAAGCUCUUCAACUGCAGUGCUUUUUCUCUUUUCUAAUGCUGUGCUCUCCUCCCAGACGUUGUCCCCUCAAGAGCUCUGGCACAUUGUCCACCAAUGCUAUGGCUCUGAACUCGGCCUCACCAGUGAGGAUGAUGAUUACGUCUCUCCCAUCGAUGAUAUCAACGGUUUGGGGUGAGUGUACACUGCCCUGCAGACACCAUAAUGCGUCCCCACCCUAACUGCAGUGUAACUACAAGGAUGCCAGGGGAGAUAGGAUAAAAUACAAGGUUGCAUUCUACUGAGUCAGGCUAAUGGGUGCACCUAGCCCAGUGCUGGCUGCACAGAUUGGCAGCACCUCUUCAGAGUCUCAGGCGAGGAUCCUUCUCCUAGUUCUGCUUGCUCCAAGCCUCUUACCUGGGCGUGCUUGUGCAGCAGUUUUGUCUCAACCCCCUUCCAAAUUUGAAUCAAGGCAUGGUCCGAGCGUUGCCCACAUUCUCACUUGUAAGAGAAAGUCUCUUCCCUCUCUCCCAAGAUAAUGUGUGCGCAAGAGAAAGAGAGCAUUCACACACCAUUAAUGUAGAGGCCAUUAAUGUGGCCCUCCAGGCUUUGCUGGACUGCAACUCCCUUCAGUAGAAUACACUGCAGUCUGUGUUUGUGUGUGGUGUUCCCAACAGUUCCUCCAGUUUGCAAAUGUGCCCAUAGGCCCCCAAAAAGUUGGCAAACCCAGGCUCAGGAAUGCUGAGUCAGCCCCACCCAGUGGCUGAAGUUGCCACUAAGUUGAUUGUGGACAUGGGCGGGGGCCCUUGUGCAUUCUGACUCCUUUUUUUAGGCCAGCCUUUUUCGCCCAGGGCUUCUUUUUGAACCCUCCCUCCUCCUUGUCUCUACAUUUCCCUGGCUCUUCUUUCCAACAGAAGCCCGAAAGAGACUGGGGAUGUCAUUGACCUGAGCGACUUGACUUCCCGCUGCAGCACGGACCUCAAGCUGGACACCAGCCCCCUCCUUGACAAAAGGGACGCCAGUCAGAGCAUCAACUCGCUGGCCAGCAGUAGUGACGGGACCACCUCGGUGAGGAUGGCGGGGUUCGGAUAUGGGGGCCAUUUGAACGUCUCUUCUUGUACCUUUUUGCCAAAAUCUGCCUCUCUGUGUUUCCCACCCAUUGGUCUCUGGAGCAGCAGAGAACAUUCUGGAAUCUUCCCCCAGAAUGCUCUGCAACAUGCAAGGGUUCUGCUGUAGCCCAAGCAACAAAGGAAUGGUUCCUUGAGGAAGCUUGAAAUACACGUAAAGGUGUAGGAAGAGGCAAGUGGAGGACCGUGGAAAGUUUCCUCACUAAUUAAAAUAAAACAUGUCCAGGAAAUGAGUGCAAAUUAAAUCAGAUCAAGGGAUUUUAUCUCACGUAAUAAAACCGUUCCUUCCCUGCUUGCUGCCAAAACAGAUAAAUGUUUCAAGAUCUGGAGUAUUUUUAGAAGUCCAGUUCUGUGAGAUUGCUUUUUUCACGGCCAAAAAGACUCUCUCUCUGUAUCUGUAAUUGUUGUUUAGUCAAGCCCUACAGAGCUGGGAAAUGUCCAAGAAUAGCAUCCAGAGGGAGCCCUCAAAACGAAGUUGACAUACCUAAACACUUCCUGCUAAAAUAGUUUUAUGAUUUUACUUCCCGAUAAUGUAAGACGUUUCAGGAAAAUGACAGGCUUUUGAACUACUUCAGAACACAUUCCCUCCCCUUAAAAGGAAACUGAGCUAGAGAUCUUGUCUCGAGAAUGGCCAGCACUCUGGCUAACUACAGUUCCUGGGAUUCUUUAGCAUGAAGCCGUGAGGCUAAGAUUGGUUUACGACUGAUGUGCUAGUAGUUUAGAUAUGCUCUGAGCCUGUAAGAAAAUAUGCUACCUAAAGUUUCCAAAGGAGGUAGCUUUGUUAAUAACAAACGCCAUAAGGAACUUUGUGGCACCUUAAAGACAACAGAUUUAUUGUGUCAUGGGCUAGAGUCCAUUUUAUCAGGUGCCACAAUAAAACUUGUUAGCAGUCAUGAUAAAUAUUUAAAAAAAACAACAGAAAGAAAAAUGAUUGUCAGGAUUCCACAGGAGAUACAUGAGUUUUAUUAGAGGUAGGGAAGCGGAACGGUUAAGAAAUUGUUACUGCUCAAUGCAGCUGCUCAAGAUUUAAGCUACCCAGCCAUGCCCUUUUCCAAGGUACUCCAUUCCAUUUCCACUCCUUGGUUUUCCGUUUUCACACUCUCCAGCAUCAGUCGCUGUUCUGCAGCACUGAGCAAGCUCAUUCCUCUUUUAGCUGUGUCCCCCAACCCCUGAUAUCUCUGCAUGGAUUUUGAAUUUUGGGUACAUAAGAAUGGAUAGGUUCCCAAAGAGCGUGCUUGCUGUUCGUAUGUAGGAUUCCAUGAUCUGCGUUUAAUUUGCAGCUGUACAAAAAUUUAGCUGUACUACAUUCCAAUUCAUGCCAUCCAGACUUCUAUUGCAUGCAAGCUGUCAAAAUACCAUCAGGCAUCAGCUGCUGUCCCCCCCCCGCCAGAUGUCAGGUGCUGAUGCUCAAUGCCAAAUACGCAACCAGUAUUCCCAUGUCUGGAAAACAUCUGGAGAAUUUUUUGCCCACUCGAAAAAGAGCAAACUCCUCAAGUGUGUCACUAACUGUGCCCAUCCACUUCCUUCCAGCUGGCAGAGGACCCAGAUGAGAACACUGACAGCCAAGUGGAUGCCUCUUCCAGCCACACAGUGACCUCAGCAACAGAACCUCCCAGGGACGAUUUGCCACAAGGGCCGCCAAUGUCCCCCCUGGAGGGGGACCCACUCCCCAGCGAGGAGCUCCCCACGGACAUGAGCAAUUCUUCCUCCUCAACGCAAGAUGAAGGUGAGGGCAGCCUCCCCCCCCCCACUCUAUGUUAAAUGGGGUGUGUGUGUGAAUUGUCGUAUGCAGAUAAUAUGCAAAUUUGUGUUAUGGGCCCCGUGCCCUGACUCUUCUAAGUACCUAGCGGUGCCCCUGCUGCACUUGAAGCAGGCAGAGGGCCUUCUCAGUAGUGGUGGAAUGCCCUUCCAUCAGAUGUCAAGGAAAUAAACAACUAUCUUGAGUUUCAGAAGACAUCUGAAGGCAGCCCUGUUUUAGGAAGUUUUUAAUGUUUGAUUUUUUAAUCACUUUUUUAAUUAUUAUUAUUAUUAUUAUUAUUAAUACAAUGGAACCUCGGGUUUCAAACGUGAUCUGUGCGGGAGGCAUGUUUGCAACCUGCAGCGUUCACAACCUGCAGCGCUGCGUUUGUGCAUGUGUGUGACGUGAUUCUGUGUUUCUGCGCAUGCGCAAAGCCCAGAAGUAACCCAUUCCGGUACUUCCGGGUUCGGCGCGUCUGUAACCCGAAAAGGCGCAACCCGCAGCGAUCGCAACCCGAGGUAUGAGUGUAUUCUGUUGGGAGCUGCCUAGAGUGGCUGGGGAAACCCAGCCAGAUGGGCGGGGUAUAAAUAAUAAAUUAUUAUUAUUAUUAUUAUUAUUAUUAUUAUUAUUAUUAAACUCUUUUCUCCUUCUCCUCAAGCUGAGGUGGACGCUUUCUUUUCGGACCUGCCGGGGCGGUUGCUCAUCAACACCGUUUAUCAUGUUGGAGCCGAAAGGCUGCAGCAGAUGCUCUUCAGCGACUCCCAGUUCAUACACGGCUUCUUGGACCAGCGCAAGUUCAAAGGUAAGGAGGGCACGGGGACGCCUGCAAAGCUACAUCCUCCCUUGUCGUUCAGGAGCAGGGUUUGGGAGGAUGUUUCAAGCUGUAAAACAGUGGAUGCUGCCAAUAUCUGUCAUUCUUCAUCACUUAGACCCAAAUCCAUUUUGCAACACUGUCUUUUCGCCCCGAUCCCAAUUUACAGGAGGGAGGGCCACAGCUCAGUAACAAAGAGCCUCUGUUUUGCACACAGAAGUUCUCUGGAUCAAUCCUCAGCUUCCUUAGAUAGUGCUGGGGAAAGUUCCUAAAUGGAAUCCUUCAGAGCCACUUCCAUGUCCUGAGAAAUUUAUAUAUAUAUAUCUCCUGCCCAUCUGGCUGGGUUUCCCCAGCCGCUCUGGGUGGCUCCCAACAGAAUUAAAAGCACAAUAAAACACCAGACAUUAAAAGCUUCCCUAAACAGGGCUGCCUUCAGAUGUCUUCUAAAAGUCAGAUAGUUGUUUGUUUCCUUGACAUCUGAUGGGAGGGUGUUCCACAGGGCAGGUGCUACCACCGAGAAGGCCCUCUGCCUGGUUCCCUGUAAUUUUGCUUCUCGCAGUGAGGGAACCGCCAGAAGGCCCUCGGAGCUGGGUGGAGGCACUCCUUCAGAUGCAGUAUACUCGAGGCCGCUUAGGGCUUUAAAUAUCAGCACCAACAUUUUGAAUUGUGCUCGGAAACAUACUGGGAGCCAAUGUAGGUCUUUCAGGACCUACAGGGCAGGGGGCAAGCGAUUCUUAAAAAACUUAGCACUGCAUGAUUUGUGUAUUGAUCUUAAAACUUUCACAUACUGUUUCCCCCACUCCGUUUUUUUCAAAAGCACAAUAACGAAGGAAUUCCUCCUCUUUAUAUGUCCCCUUUUCUCCUGCAGAUGUGGCGCUGACUUCGUGGACUGGCGACAACAAGUGCCACCAAAGCCGCAUCAUCUCCUACACAAUCCCCAUCACCAACCCGUUGGGCCCCAAGGCUGCAGCUGUAGUGGAGACUCAGGUGUGGAUGUGCAAAAGCAUCUUCUUCUUUUUUAAAAAGAAGACGGUGCGGGAGGGGAGCGUUCCCUUUUUAUAGCGAGCUGACUGGAUUUCAAAAAGCCUUUCGGCAAUUGCUUCCUCAGAACCGUUGACUAAACAAAGAGGGGGGGCGAUAAUAAUAAUAAUAAUAAUAAUAAUAAUAAUAAAAUUAAAUUUUAUUUAUAUCCCGCCCUCCCCAGCCGAAGCCGGGCUCAGGGCGGCUAACAACAAUAAAACAGUACAAAAGUACAGCAUAAACAACAGUCUAAAAUCAUUCGUUAUAUAUAUUCGUUAUAUAUAUUCGAUGAAUAGUAAGUACAGUGGUACCUCGGGUUACAGACGCUUCAGGUUACAUGCGCUUCAGGUUACAUACGCUUCAGGUUACAGACUCCUCGGGUUAAGAACUUUGCUUCAGGAUGAGAACAGAAAUCGUGCGGCGGCAGCAGGAGGCCCCAUUAGCUAAAGUGGCGCUUCAGGUUAAGAACAGUUUCAGGUUAAGAACGGACCUCCAGAACGAAUUAAGUACCGUAUUUUUUGCUCUAUAACACUCACUUUUCCCCUCCUAAAAAGUAAGGGGAAAUGUGUGUGCGUCUUAUGGAGCAAGUGCAGGCUGCACAACUAUCCCAGAAGCCAGAACAGCAAGAGCGAUUGCUGCUUUCACUGUGCAGUGAUCCCUCUUGCUGUUCUGGCUUCUGAGAUUCAGAAUAUUUUUUUUCUUGUUUUCCUCCUCCAAAAACUAGGCGCGUCUUGUGGUCUGGUGCGUCUUAUAGAUUGAAAAAUACGGCACUUAACCCGAGGUACCACCAUACAGUGAACCUACACAUUACGUGCAUUUGACUUGCGUGAUUUCAACCAUACGUGGAUGAAGGCAGUCUGGUUGAGGGGAAAUGUCUGAAGUCCCAGGCAAGGCUUGCUUGGCUUCUGGGAAUUUCCUGCACCAUCUUGUAAAAGCCAGAGAGCACACCAAGUGGGCCUUGCCUUGGAAGGAAGGAAGGCCGAGAGCUCAAAAAUUCUUUUCGUGCCAGGUCCACUUGGAGUUACCUGGUGCAAAAAGAGCUUUUUAAAUUUUUUAUUUAUUUAUUUGGUUUUUCAGAUUAAAAUUUUACAGUCACAUAUCCAACAUACAACAUAAAAACAAGAUUCCGAGGAAUCUCUUGGACUUCCUUCUCCCCUUUGUGGGUCUUAUUGUUAAUCAUUUCUUUCUGCAUCUUUUAUAAUAAUCCAAAUCUUUUAUCUCUCCAUUGUAUCCAAAAUGCCCCAUUAAACUCCCAAGUGAUAUUCCAAUCCUCCUAACGAUUUUAACUGUUUACAGUGGCCUUUAAGAUAAGUUAUAAAUUUUCCCCAUUCCUUAUUAAAAUUUUGGUGUUCCUGAUUUCUGAUUCUUCCAGUCAUUUUAGCCAUUUUCGGCAUAAUCUGUCAACUUGAUCUGCCAUUCUUCUCUGGCAAAGGGACCCCUGACCGUUAGGUCCAGUCGUGGCUGACUCUGGGGUUGCGGCGCUCAUCUCGCUUUAUUGGCCGAGGGAGCCGGCGUACAGCUUCCGGGUCAUGUGGCCAGCAUGACUAAGCUGCUUCUGGCGAACCAGAGCAGCGCACGGAAAUGCUGUUUACCUUCCCGCCGGAGCGGUACCUAUUUAUCUACUUGCACUUUGAUGCGCUUUCAAACUGCUAGGUUGGCAGGAGCAGGGACCAAGCAAUGGGAGCUCACCCCGUCACGGGGAUUCGAACUGCCGACCUUCUGAUCGGCAAGCCCUAGGCUCUGUGGUUUAACCCACAGCGCCACCCACGUCCCUCUUCUCUGGUAGGGACAUGCAAAAAGAGCUUUUAAGCUCCUCCCCUUUCCUCUCUAGCAAGGUCCCCCCUCAGUGUGCCAUGUGAGCAGCGCAGUGGCUCUUGGGCGUGGUGGGGCUGCUCUGACUUCCUAUGAGAUCUCACAAGAGGAUGCUCAUCACUUCUGAGAGCCAGCGUGCCUCCGGCCAAAGGAUGUGCCAAGCACGAAUUACUUCCUCACCAGCCACCUUACAGAAGGCUGACUGGCUAUCCACACGUCAACUCCACAGGUUUUCUUUGUCUGUGAGCGAUUUUCACAUACACAGGUGUCCCUCCACUUAACGCGAGGGUUACGUUCCAGGGCCCCGUGCGCAGAAGUGAAAUUAUGUAAAAUUGGGGGCACCCUCUAAGCACCCUUUAAACACCCUCCCUGCUGCUCUCUUCGUACUAAAAAUACUGUAUCCAAAAAUAUCCACAAACAGAAUUGAAGCUCUGGGGUGGGCAGGAGGCCGGAGGACGCACAGAAAAGUGGCUGCGGCUGUUGUGCUACCUCACACCCCAGCUGCUAGGCAGUUAGGCUGAGCAGCAUAAACAAAGCCCUGCUGUGCCUCUUCAAGGCUUCCUCCGCCUUCACUGCUGUCCUCUUCAGGCUCCAACUCUCUCCCAUCAUUUCCGGAUUUAAAUUGAAUUAUUUAAUUCUUUCCUGACACUGCAUGUGCGCACAGUCCAGUCACACGUAAGGGAGGGGAUGACCGUACACAUUACCCCUGGAACUGAUCCCAGGCAUAAGAUGCGAUUCUUCUGUACCGAGGGAAGUAAAAUGCAAAAAGUACAGAUAGUGAAAUUCAAGAUAAACAAGGUUACCCUUUGCACCAGAGAUGACCGGUGAUAAAACAAUCCCAUUUGGCAAUCUGAGUUAAUUACCACCUAUAUCGGAAAGAAAGCCAUUGCCUCUAUUCAGACCAAAAUGAAGAGUCUGACUCCUUGAUGAAUUGUAGCUCAGCAGUUUUGUACCACAGCUUCCCUUUCAAAUUAGUGGACUUGAGUGUGGCUAAGUCAAGAUCAGUGGCAGACCGUCCAGAUAAACUGAAAUGUUCCCCUGCAGGUUGUAUAAAUAUUGUCAUUUCUGUGGUGAUUUUCGCGCAGGGCGGUUUGCGCCCUGUGUUUGUCCUCACAGUCAGGGCUGGCCCAAGGCAUUUUGGCACCUGAAGCAAACCACAAAAUGGCGUCCCCACCCCCUGGCCAGGAAAGAAGGGGCGAGUGAGGAUGUACAUCAGGAAUAAGGGAGGAAUAAAGAUCCACGUCUGGAACAAGGGUGGGAGGGCACCACCAAUGCCUCCUCUUCAUCAAAAGGCUGCUGUAGAGGCAACAACUGUUGUUGCCACAGCAGCAGGGGCAGCAGCAGCAGGUGAUGCACUCCUUGGAUCUGCUGCCUCUUAGGAUCCUACCGCCUAAGGCGGUUGCCUCACCUUGCCUCAUGGGUUGGCCGGCCCUGCCCACAGUUCAUUGAUCAGUUCUCCUUGGUGCAUUUGGUUCUGAACAGAGAGAACGGCCUUCCUUCUCACUACAGUGGUACCUCUGGUUAAGAACUUAAUUCGUUCUGGAGGUCCGUUCUUCACCUGAAACUGUUCUUAACCUGAGGUACCACUUUAGCUAAUGGGGCCUCCCACUGCCACCACGCAAUUUCUGUUCUCAUCCUGAGGUAAAGUUCUUAACCUGAGGUACUACUUUCAGGUUAGCAGAGUCUGUAACCCGAAGUGUCUGUAACCCGAGGUACCACUAUACAGAUUUCGGUUAACUCUCUUUCCCGAGUUCAUUCUUUUACCACCUAUUGCUGCUGUCAUAAAGGGUCACCAGGCUUACUUUGUAUAGUUCUGAAUCAUCACUCUCUGUAUUUCUUCAGUUUAACUUCCUGUCCUGUCACUGCUUACUACCCCCUUCGUACCACAAUAUGUAUGCAUCUAAACCUACAUAUAGUCACAUUGACAGCAUAUAUUUAAAGCACAUUGCUUCCCCCAAAGAAUCUUGAGAACUGUAGAUUACCCCUCACAGAGCUACAAAUCCCAGCAUCCUUAACAAACUACAAUACCCAGGAUUAUUUGGGGGAAACCACGUGCUUUAGGCAUGUUAAAUGUGCUUUAAAUGUAUGCUGUGGGUGUUGAGAUAGAUAGAUAGAUAGAUAGAUAGAUAGAUAGAUAGAUAGAUACGCAUUAGUCCAUGGAAUCUUAUGCUGUAAUAAUUUUUUUAAGCUUUGAAAGUGCCACAAGACUUUGCCAAGUUUGCUGCAAGCAAGUUAAGGCGGCUGCCCUUCUGUAAAAUGUGUGCAUGACUGCAGAACUCACAGGUCUUUCUUCUCCCCUUUCUCUCUCAAUGGCCAGACUCUAUUCCGUACCAGCUCCAAAAGCGGGGGCUGCGUGGUCGACUCAGAAGUGAUCACACAGGGGAUCCCAUACCAGGACUACUUCUACACAGCGCAUCGAUACUGUAUUACUGCUGUAGCCAAGAGCAAGGCCCGACUCAGGUACUGGUUCCUCUCCCUUGUCCCUGCGGCUUCAGGGCUGGUUUCCUCUCCUUUUGGCAUGUUGACCCAGUUUAUCUCUCGAGGCAAAACCAGCGAGAAUCCCUUGGCACCAUAAAACAGGGGUGGGAAACCUGUGGUCCUCCAGGUGAUGUUGGACUGCAGCUCUCAACAUCCCUGACCAUUAAUAAUAAGAAUAAGAAUAAGAAUAGUAAUUUAUUAUUUAUACCCCUCCCAUCUGGCUGAGUUUCCCCAGCCACUUUGGGCAGCUCCCAACAGAAUAUUAAAAACAUGAUACAACAUCAAACAUUAAAAACUUGCCUAAACAGGACUGCCUUCAGAUGUCUUCUAAAAGUCAGAUAGUUGUUUAUUUCCUUGACAUUUGAUGGGAGGGUGUUCCACAGGGCAGGUGCCACAACCGAGAAGGCCUUCUGCUUGGUUCCCUGUAACCUUGCAGCGAGGGAACCGCCAGAAGGCCCUUGGAGCUGGACCUCAGUGUCCGGGCUGAAUGAUGGGGGUGGAGAUACUCCUUCAGGUACACUGGGCCGAGGCCAUUUAGGGCUUUAAAGUUCAGCACCAACACUUUGAAUUGUGCUCAGAAACGUACUGGGAGCCAAUGUAGGUCUUUCAGGACCAGUGUUAUGUCGUCUCAGCGGCCACUCCCAGUCACCAGUCUAGCUGCCACAUUCUGGAUUAGUUGUAUUUUACGGGUCACCUUCAAAGGUAGCCCCAUGUAGAGCGCACUGCAGUAGUCCAAGUGGGAGAAAACUAGAGCAUGCACCACUCUGACAAGAUAGUCCGUGAUGGAGCUGGUAGACAGCUGUCCUGGACACAGAAUUGACCUGUGCCUCCAUAGACAGCUGUGAGUCCAAAAUGACUCCCAGGCUGCGCACCUGGUCCUUCAGGGGCACAGUUACCCCAUUCAGGACCAGGGAGUCCUCCACACCUGCCCACCCAAAACAGUACAGUGGUACCUCAGUUUUCAAACAGCUUAGUUUAUGAACAACUUGGAAUUCGAACGCCGUGAACAGUAGGUGUUCGGGUUUGCGAACUUUUUUCGGAAUCUGAACUGUUCUGUUUUGAGUGUUACACUUCCAUUUUCAGUGCCACACCUCUGUUUUGAGUGCUCCUGUUUGCACGGGAGUAGGAGCUGGAUCGAGGCUGCUCAGCUGGGAUGGCAAAGGUAGAGGCAGCCCGGCAGCUGCAUCUGAGAGCCCCUAAACUGCUGCUGAGGCAGCUGUCAGGCUGUUUUUGCAUUGCCACAUGAUGCUCUUUUAAACUUCUCUGCUGAGGUGAACACAGCCACGCACCCCUCAGUGGAAAAGUGUGACGGAGCCUGCACCUCUCCAGGUGAGCAGCCCCGAUCCAGCUCCGACUCCUGUGCAAGCAGGAGCGAGGCGGGGGAUCUCUCAGCUGGGAAGCAGAGGCUUUGUGCUGCCCAGCUGACAUUCAAAAUUAAAACUGAAACUAUCCAGAAAACCACAAAGCCAACAAACUUGCAACUCAUGAAAAAGCAGCAACACAACAAAUUAAAAAAGCAAGCCAACCGCAAAUGAAUCAAAACCGCAAGAAAACAUAAAACAACACCGACCCUAACCCUCAUUCUAAUCCUUACCCUAACACUAACCCAGUCCUAAAAUGAACCCUAACCAACCCAGAAAUGGUCUUGUUAGAUAGUAAAAAUAAUGUUAAAUUGCUGUUUUAGGGGUUGUUUUUAAAAGUCUGGAACAGAUUAAGUUUGAGAAUCAAGGUACCACUGUACUUUGAUCAUGCCAGCUGAGUCUGGCGGGGCAACACCUGAAAGGCUACAGGUUUCCCAUCCCUGCCAUAGGAGCGUUUAUCAUGGAACCAUACGGUCACAGAGUUGGAGGGAACCUCAGAGUAGUCUAACCCCACCCCCACCCCGUUCAGUCCAACAAAGAAUAUAAUAACAGCAUCCCCAGCAGAUGGCCGUCUAUCCUCUGCUUGAAUACUUCCAUAGAGUCUGUGGAGUGAGCUUUCACAGGCCGCUUCAUCAGAAGCUUUUAUUUCCUUUAUUGCAGAGUCUCCUCUGAGAUCCGGUACCGGAAGCAGCCAUGGAACCUGGUGAAAACGCUCAUUGAGAAAAACACCUGGAGCGGCGUGGAAGAAUACUUUCAGCACUUGGGUAUGGGAAGCAAAAGGGCAGAACUGCACUCCAGAAAUCUGAGCACAUAGGAGCACCGCCAGGGGCCUUAGGGGCUGGGAUUGCCCCGUGCUUUGUCCCAUGUGGGGGAUCAUAGCGCCCCGUAGUUUCAGUGGCCCUGGGUCUGGGUUGCUUUACCUGUGGGCAUGUGGGGGGUAUUCAUGCUUUGGAGGAGAAAGCAGUGGUAGCUGGUGCUCAUUGGGACUGGUAGGGUGGGGGGCAGGGAGCCCAACAGUAGGUGGCGCCAGAGUCAAUGACAGGCAGAGAUAGCUAAUUCUAGUUUUGUCCCCCUCCUCCUUGCUGAAUCCUACAAAGGCAAAACUGAGACUAAGGAGAAGGGACCUGACAGCCAGGGCCCUGGGCUGGUUGUUGUUGUUGUUGUUACACCCUGUCCAUCUGACUGGGUUGCCCCAGCCACUCUGGGUGGUUUCCAACAGAUAUGAAAACAUAAUAAAACAUCAAACGGUUAAAAGGUCCCUAUAGAGGGCUGCCUUCAGACGUCUUCUAAAAGUUGUAUAGCUAUUUAUCUCCUUGACAUCUGAUGGGAAGGUGUUCCGCAGGGCAGGCGCCACUACCGAGAAGGCCCUUUAGUUAAAAAGGCAGGCAGGUGGAGGGUUGGCAGAGGGCUGACAGAGGUUGGCAGGGCAGGAGCAGCCUCCCCUGGGAGUUUGCUGUGGAGCUUUCAGCCUCCCCUCCUGCUCCCUCUGUUGCAGAGCUGGCGCUGGUGCAGGCAGAGAAGGCCCUGCUGGAAGAGAGCUGCCAUGGCAAGGAGCCGCGGGGGCUCCUGUCCGGCCUGCGCCGCCGGAAGCGCACCCUGAGCUGGAGAGCCCCCCACGUCGAGCCCCCGCUCCCCACGUUGCCUGACGGUGAGGGGGCAGCCCGCACCAUCCGUCCCUCAGGUAGGCCCCCCUCUCACCGGGGUCCAGCCUGUCCCCUUCCCUUCCGCACUGGGCUGUCUCCCUGGAUCCGCAGGGCAUGAUGCUUGCAACAGCCCUUGACCUGCAGGCCUUCUCCUUCCCUGCAGGCAGCCUGACCUCUCGGCUCUCGGAGCAGCUGUCGGAACAAGGCCAAGGCCAGACCGUCUCCACCGUGAUUCUCAUCAUCAGCUUGGUGUAAGGCAGCUGCUGGCUUGGGAAAUGGGGAGCAGGGGUGUUGGGGUGGGAUCUGGAGCCUCUUAGGAGCUGACGCGGCCCCAGGCAUGUCUACUCAGAGGUGAGUCCCACUGUGUUCAGUGGGGCUCAUCUCCUAGCAAAGCACCCGCACACCAUACCUGAAAGUGCCCUAGCACCACUUUCAUAGUCUUGACCCCGCAAGGUCCUGGGAACUGUAGUUUUGAGUGUGCUGAGAACUGUUAGGAGACUCCUUGCAAGGGUACAAUUCCCAGCACCGUCAACCAGCUAGGAAGCUGGCGGGGGGAGGGGGGAGUCAUGACUGCUAAUGUGGCAUAAGAGUGCUUUAAAUGUGCAGUGUAGACGUGAGCUGGAUUGGGAAGCAAAGUAAGAGCACAACCUGUUCUUGUGUAGGACAAGCAUAGGAAAUAAUAAUAAUAAUAAUAAUAAUAAUAAUAAUAAUAAUAAUAAAUUAAAAAAUAAAAAUACAUACAGUGGAACCUUGGUUGUCAAAUGUAAUCAGUUCUGGAAGACCGUUCGACUUCUGAAACAUUCGACAACCAAGGCGCAAAGGGCUGCUGCAAGUUCAAUGGAGAAAAUGGAGAAACAUGCCUUGGAAGCCGUUCGACUUCUGAGGCGCGUUCGAAAACGGAAGCGUUCACUUCCGGGUUUUCAGCGUUUGAAAACCGAAACGUUCAGCUUCUGAGACGCUCGAACACAGAGGUUCCACUGUAAUAGUAGUAGUAGCAGCAGCAGCAUGCCGCCCAUACGACUGGGUUGCUCCAGUAGCUCCCAACAAAUUAUAAAGCCACAGUAAAAUAUCAGACAUUUAAAACUUCCUGAUACAGGGCUGCCUUCAGAUGCCUUCGGAAAGUUGUGUAGCUUUCUAUGUUUGAAAUCUGAUGGGAGGGCACCACUGCUGAGAAGGCCCUCAGAGCUGGACCUCUGUGUCUGGGCUGAACAAUGGGGGUGGAGAUUCUCCUUGAGGUAUACUGGGCCGAGGCCGUUUAGGGCUUUGAAGGUGAGCACCAGCCCACAACCCACGGUUGCCAUGUUUAGUGCAUUACACACAUCCAGCCCGAUGCCUCAAAGUGCACGAAGCAAAGGUUUUCACUCACCACUUUCUCUCUUUGUGCUGGGUAAGGGGCGGGGCCCUGGUUCAGGGGCGGAGCACACACUUUGCAUGCAGAUUGGCCCCUGGGGCUUCAGAAAGACACUGUGGCUGAGACCCCAGAGAGCGGCAGCCUCUUAUGAGCAGCCAGUACUGGAUGAGAUCGACACAUGAUCUUCUUCUGGUAGCAGUCAGCUUCCUGCGUCUCUUAAACCUCGCCCUCCCAUUUCUGUGUGUUGUUCUGUCGUGAGAAAGACGCAAGAGCAGGGUCAGCGGCCUUGCUUGUUUAAUAGUAAUGGUGAGCAUUUGGGUGGCGGGGGAAAGGGAGAGACUCAGGAUAGGAUCCCCUGCUUGUUUGGGGUGUUUUUUUCGGGCCGGAAGCGCGAGCAAAGCGUCACACGUCUCUUUCUUUCCUUCUUCCACCUCUGCCUCCGCACAGGAUCUGUGUGAGGUAUCGUAUGCCAGUUUCACUCCCCCAACUGUGCUUCUGCCUCGGGCCCCCUUUGGACCUUGCCCCUAACCUGAACCCCAUCCUGCACUGACCCUGCUGUUGACUCACAAACACCAUCCCUUGCUUUGGAUGCUGACAGAUAACACCCCAACACCUCACCGCUUAUGCUCUUGCCACCCUCCUCCCUGCCGCCACAACCAUCUCCUCUGGCUCCCUGUCCCUGAGCCUGUUUGUCAUCCUCCACUCGUCUGUGCAUUCCUUCCUCCACUCCUUUUGUCCUCCACUUUCUCCCUGCACCCUCCCCUGCUUGCCCCUUUUCCCUUACUGGUUGUCUUGUACUCAGGGCUUUUAUCUGAAUUAAAAGCAAAGCAAAAGGAAAAUAAUGAUCCAUAGACAGAUAGCCUGAGUUCUUUACUCUGGCUAAAUUAUAUGAAGUUGCAUACUGCUUCCUUAUCUUUGCCUGUGCCUGGCAGUUAUGGCAAGGAACAAAGUGCUUCAUGACACACCAAAGUUGUGUCCCCCGACAGCUGGGUGGCCUGCUUAGCCCUUCUCUUCUCUCUUCCUUGUGGCUUCUGACCCCUCACCCCCCAAUCUCUGCCUUCACAUGAUCAAAGCUUAAUCUGUGAGCCAGGGAUUUUCCAAGAGAGAGAACAAGAGAAAAUGUGAGGGAGAAAGAAUGUGAAAGAGGGAGAAAGAAAAGAGAGGCUGCAAAAGAAAAAGCAUGUGAAAGAGAGAAUGCAAAAGAAAGAAAUCUGAAAGAGAAAAAUGCGAAAGAGAGAAGGCGAUAACGCAAGCAAAUGUGAAAGAGAAAGCAAAAGAGAAAGAAAACAGUGCGAAAGAAUGCGAAAGAGAGAAUGUAAGAGAGAAAGUAAGAAAGUGAGAGAUAAUGCAAAAGAAAUAAAAUCGAACAAAGAGAAUGCAAAAGAAAGUGAGAAAAAGAGAAAGAAGACUACUGGCAUGUUGAAUUUUGCAUCCAAUAUUAAAAAAAUGUGCAAAAUCAUGGAUUAAACAGGGAUCAAGUCUUGUUGUAUAUUGCUGUCCUUCAGCUCAGGCUGAGUUCACAUAGUGCAUUUGCAACAUGAUCUGUACGUUUUCGAUAUUAUCGCUGCAGCCUCCACUUGAUCACUUAAAAACUAACCUGGAGGGAUCAUCACAGACUAUUGUCUCUUAUCGCAUCGGGUUGUUUUCCUAACAAGGGGGGGAGGGGGAGAAUGCUUGCUACCACUUAAGCUAAAUGGCGCAGACCCAUGCUCUGUCUCAACCACCCUCACCAGCAUCUGUGUUGAAUCCCUGCAUUUACUUUCUUUAAAUACUGCGCUCUAAUGAGCUACAUGCUAUUGAUUUCCCAAAGAGAGAUGUCAGAUGCUGGCAUCAUCCACUCAGCGUAGCGUACACUAAUAGGCACUCAUGCCUUGUAUUUUUAAUGCUCUGAGCAGGGAAGCUGCAAAGGGUUGUGCGUUCUUUCUUAGAGCCAAAUGUAACUGAGCAAUAUUGCGGGCCUGAACUUGGGUCCUCUUGUUUGCAAAAAGGCUGAAGGAGCUGGGGAGGGGCCAUAGCUCCGCAGUCGAGCCAGAAGUGCCUGGUACAUGCGUGGAUAGCUCCAGAAAGUUAAAACACACGGAGAAGAGCUAUAAUUCCAUGGCAGAGCACAUGUGCUUUACAAAACACAUGCUCAGUGAAGUUCCCGUGUUCUACCUGUGCUAUUGCAAGCAAAAAGUAGCAGGCGAUGUGAAAAGUCUCUGUUUGAGACCUUGCCAGUCCACAGACAAUUUUAGGCCAGAUGGACAAAUAGCCUGACCUGAUAUAAGGAGGAAGACUUUCCCCUUGCUCCUAACACCUUGUAAGUCAAUAAUAACUAGACAGGGGGACCCACAGUGGCCUAGAAAACCUCUGACUGAAUUGAAAAACCUGUUUUGAGGGGAUGUGUGUCACCUGGCUGAAUGCCAACAUGGUGCCCACCCCCCAGGAUAUUCUACCGCCCAUCACCGCUGAACAUUAACCAAGCUUGAUUGGGCUGAUGACAUCUGGAGGGUACUUUGUUGGCUGCCUCUGACAGUACCUAACAAAGUAGUUCCGUUAGCUCAAGGAUUUCUAUUUGCACAGCAGAACUUCCUCUUUUGCACCCCCUGCAUCUUCCCCAGAUAUGCUCUGGAGGAUUGGGGGAAACUUGAGAAAAGAUUCAGGGCAUGCUCCUGGAGGGGAGGGUGAUGGGAAGUUCCACUGUGCAGCCAGAAGCCCUUGCGCUCCCGGAACUGCUUUGUUGGAUACCGCCCACCGAGCUGAUUCUGAUUCUAGACCUUCUCAGAAUAGACCCAUCAGAAUCAAUGAACUUGGCUAGGCUAGGUCCACUGAUUUCAGUGGCCCACUCCUGAGUUAACACAGGGGCUCAUCCACACUUCCACUUGCCCUGUGGACUCACACUUUCUAGGCAUGGAUCCGAGCGAUUUUCCUCAUGCCCCGCUCCUUUCCCAGGGGAAAUCCACCCUUCAGUAUUAUAUCAGAGCAAACGUCAUUUUUGCUUCGAUUGAGCGCUAAAGAGCUGUUUUUCCUGGGGGGUGGGGGGAACAGUGGGACAAGAAGAAGUGGAUAAGCCCAUAGUUGAAUAUAUAUGUUAUAUAGACAAGUAGAUAGAUCCCUUCAUGUAGAGGAGUAGCAUGUCAGGGAGAAGCUGGCUGAUAAUGCUUCUCUUUGACAUUAUAAAUUUCUACUUGUUUGUCUUUUAAAUGUAGAGGCUGAAGUGGUUCGAACCAGGCACGGGUUGGCUGCUUCAGCAAGAGCUUGGCCCAAGUGGUCCCUUCUCCUUCCAAGCCAUUUCUCUCUCUCUUUCUCUCUCCAGCCUUGUGGUCUUGGUUAUCCUGAACAUGAUGCUGUUCUACAGGCUCUGGUCUCUGGAGCACACAGCCCGGACCUUUGAAUCAUGGCAGGCCUAUGCGCUCUCCAGUGGGUAAGGAACCAAGAGAGAAGUGUGAAGAAUGCGACCUUUUCUUACCUUUAUGAUCUGAAACAAUUGUUAAAAUUGUUAAAUGCGUUGGCAACAUUCAGUUAGAAAGGAGGUGAGAGGGGAAAGUGGGCUGCAUUUAAGAAUACAGAGGCCUUGUGGAACUGGUCUGUGGCGUAGGAGCAAUAGCACUGUGGAGGAGCACAUAAGGCAUGGAGAUGAGGGGGGCUUUGAAGACGUUUCCCUGUUGAUUGCAGCUAAGAGUACACACUCUCUCCUCCCUGGCAGAAAGCUACCACAAACGGCAUCUGAAUGGGCUGAGAUCCUGGAGCUGCAGAAGCGGUUUCACAGUGUGGAGGUUCAGAAGUGGAAGCAGAUCCUCAAGGCCUCCGUGGAGCUUCUAGAUGAGGUGAGGUCUGCAGCUUGGGGUAUCGCGAGGGCGCUAAUGGGGAGCUAAUUUGAACACUCUUGUUUGUGUGGGAAUGUUGUGGAUAGUAGGGGAGGAUAUAUUGAUUAAAUUUUAUCCUUCCUCACUCACGCUAGCGAGCUAGUAGCAGAGCACAUUCCCUUGUACAUUGCUGGAAGCUAGUUGAUGGAUUCGUGAGAAUCAUUUGAGUUAAGCAAUCCAGUCUGGCUUGUCCAGAUUGGAUUGUUCCUGGUAAAUCCCCUUUAGUUUCCCUCUUAAAAACAAUAAUGACACAGCAGUCUUCCUUUAAAAGUAAUGAUAAGGUUUACUUACGUUCAGUUCACAGUAUAGUCCUGAAGGCAGGCUAUAUCUUGUAGUUACAGUUACAGAGAAAAGUGUGGGUACAUCCUCUGUGAGGCAUGAGCCCAUGCGCUGCUGGCUGAGAGCCAGCAGACAGCAAAAGGCAAGAUGGAGAAAAGGCGAAAAAGGGAAGGUGGCUGUGUGACCAGCCCAUUUGUAGGGUCUGCUAGGGUCAUGCCCAUCUACCUGGUCACACACAGGGGGAGGAUGCUCCAGACAGGAAGUGGAUGCGACAGGAAGUCCUCCUGGCUGGAUCAACAUUCCUCUGUGUGUCCACUCUGGGCAAACAGGAAAUGUUGUGUUUGACUGCUUCAGUGAUGUUACAUCCCACCGUUUGAUCCAAGGCAGCCCUACCCAGUGGAAGUUAAUGGCAAUAGCACAAUUUUUCCACAAAGGAUGUUGGGGGGCGUAUCUAGUCCUAGUCACUUCUUUGGUUGGCAGAUGGAUCUGUGUCACCAGCUCCCCUUCUCCUGCCCUGGGUAAUGUUUGGGGGCCUUGGAGACAGCAGGGGAAUCUCUGGCAAUGGUGUUUUCUGCAUGCUUGGAGCAUUUGAAAAACACAAAUCCUUUGCACAUGAUUGCAUUGGGAUGCACAAAGGACUGAGUCCUUUUCAGUGCUAAUGUAGGAAUAUUUGUGUUGGGCUUCCUUUUCUCAGUCUUCACAAACCCCGGAGUUACUCUGUGUUUCUCUUCCCCCUCCAGCCUUAAGGAGAUGUGAGGUGAAGGGGGGAGGAUUUGAAUUAUGGUGCUGAGACAGAGUUGGUUUCCUAAACUUUGCCGCCCGCAAGCCAUUUUCCCAGUUGAAAUCCCUCUCUCUGAAGCUGCUGUUUGCACCACAACAGAUGGGGUUUGGGAAGGAGACCCUGCGGCUACCACAGGCCCUGAGAAUAAAACCGCUCCUGGGCCUCAUUGCUAACAAUGACCACUCCUUACUCGGUGGGCUAACACUGUCCUCUUCCCUCCAGAUGAAAAUCUCCCUCGAGAAGCUGCACCAGGGCAUCACGGUGGCCGAGCCCCCCUUAGAGCCGGAGUGAAACCCCCAGCGCUCCCUCUCUCCCAAGGAUGUUGCUCCGAAACUGCUGCUGGGUCGGUGGCACCCACCUCCCGUGGCCGGCGUGCGACCGAGGGGACGACAUUCCACUCCUCGCCAGACCAACAGCUGGACCUUAGCCUCAAGAGUGCCACUCGCAGUGAUGGAUUCCACCGCCACCACUUUCCUGCUUCGGGGAUCUUUCUCCCGGAGCAUCUUCCUUCUCUCUUCUUCUCUCUGAGGGUCUCUGCAGUGACUUCAUUUUAUCCCCUCCCCCUUUAAGUGCUAUUUAUAUUCCUCACAGGACCCCAGAGAGCUUUUGACUUCUGCUGCUCCAGCAUCCUUUCUCUACCUUCUUUCCAGCUGUUGUUCGGAGUGUGUGUGACUGGGAACUUUAGUGGACAGGUGGCGGUGCCUGUAUCUCUUGUGUUGAGAUUUCACCCAACAGCUGGGACAGCAAGGACCCGCUUUCCUCCUCCAUGUUGAGGGCAAUCGAUCUGCGAUUUCCUUCUCUCUCACACACACAAGUGGUUGAGAGAAGGGAAACCAAGAGUCCGUAUUGAAUCCUUCCUUGCUCCCUCUCCUGUUUCCAUCCUUUGGCGAGCCCGAUUGUUUUAUUAAAGGGAUCUUCUCGACAACAUUACCUCUGACAGAAGGGGGAAAGGGUAGGCAUGGCCCUGAACAUUAUAUGGCCAGAAAUCUGAUUUACAGAAGUUGGAGAGCUUCUGAGACCCUUGAGGGGGUUCUGUGCCCCUUGCCCACGUGAGAGUUAACCUAGAGCAGGGAUGGCCCUUCAGAUGUUGAUGGACUACAGCACCCAUCAUCUCUGACUGCUGGCCAUGGUGGCUGGGGCUGAUGGGAGCUGGAGUCUAACAAUAUCUGGAGGGCCACAGGUUCCCCAUCCCUGACUUAAGAGCAUGCCCAGGCAAGGGAGCCAAAGGCAGCUGGAUAAGCAGCUGGGUCAAACCCACCAGUAAUCCUAUUUAUGCAUUUCCAUCACUGGUGUGGGGGUGGGCAGUGAGUCCAGGAGUACCCCAGUCUAUGCCGAAAGCUUUCUGGCUUUGGGAGGUUUCUGCUGUGCCAGCUGCCCUAAUCCGUUAUUUUCCGCAAUGAAAAUGCCAAACGCAGCUUUUUUUUUUUGGAGAGGAGGGCAGUCUGAAGGAGUGCAGCACAGUGGCCACAGAGUCGGGGCUCCUGGGUUUUAUUUUUAUUUUUUUUACUCCCAUGUGGACAGCAACACGCUCCUAGACUCCAGGACUCCUUUGCCCGAUUCCUCCUAGGCCCGUCUCCAAGGCAACAAAUGGGCUUUGCCAAGGCCUAGCUGUACUGUCACUUUAAAAUGAGGUUGCACUGCCAGUCAGGGCCCCAGGUGCCCUUCAAAUACUGCCUGAGGGGGAUUCUAAUCUUGAAAUCCACCCCCUCCUGGGGAGGGGUGUGUGUCUGCCAGCCCUAUGUUCUCCACUCCCGACUCAAGACCUUGGAAGGCCCAGGUUUCUGACCUCCCCCUUUCUCCCUUCUUCCCCCUCACCAAGGUUGUGGUGAGGGGGCUCCCCCCCCCCAGUUUUGUAGCUGUGUUCAGUGUUAACGAUCCUUUGUGUUCAAGGUUCCACAGAGGUGCUGGGGCUUAUUUAUUAGGGAGCGGAAUAAAGACCGUGGAUCGGAAUCUC